Messenger RNA from Podarcis lilfordi (Lilford's wall lizard), 48406 nucleotides. NCBI's taxonomy places the organism in Eukaryota, Metazoa, Chordata, Lepidosauria, Squamata, Lacertidae. The record is from the annotation of a GenBank genome assembly.
CACUGACACUCGCGUGCCCAGGAAGCUGCCUGCUCUGCCCAGAUUCCACCUACGGAUGCUGAGCCACCCUUGAGAUCUCUUAGAAGCCCACAGGCAGGGUGGCAAUUGUCCUGGGACAGAAGGGUCUGCAGCAUCACUUCAACCCCGGCUAGGACUCCAUCGUCCCUCUUUGCUGCUCUCCAUCAGGCCCAAGUGCCCUGUCUCUGUUAGUAGCCAGCAGCAUCAGAACCAGAGGCUCCGCUUCCAUCUGCUGACUCCAAGGUGGAAAUCUUUUUGCCCUUCUGCUUCCCGAGACAACCCAGGCUCCAGAUCAGCUUGCUCUUUUCCUUCCAGAUCCCCACCCCGUUGGUCCAAACUCGAUGCUGGAAGCAUCAACAGGAGAGAACGCCUGUCGACGCUGCUAAAAGGUAAGUUUCAUCAGAGCAGCAGGAGUUUCUGUCUCUGUAGAGUUUGGGCAGGACCCCUUCAGGGGUUCUUGCAGAGUUGUUUUCCUAAGAUUAAGCCCAGCCUGAAUAAAGAAGAAUGCUUGUUUGGAAGCUGGGUUUCCAGACCCAGCAGUCCUGGUGGAAGCAUUGUCACAAACUCUGCUUUAGGCUCUGCCCCACAUGCAAACAGCCAGUGUGGUGUGGGGGUUUGGGUGUUGUUGGACUAAGGUCUGGGAGAACUGGGUUCGAAUCCCUACCCUGUUGCGAAGCCCAUUGGGUAACCUCUGGCUUGUCCCUGUCUCUCAGCCUAAACUACCUCGCAAGGUCGUUGUUGGGAUGAUAAAAACAGGGCGGGGGUAAACCAUGCAUGCCACCUUGAGCUCUUUGGAAGAAAGGCGGGCUAUACAUGAAAUGACUAAGUUGCUGAGCCCACUAGGAACCUCUGCCCCUUCUUACGUCACAUUAGCAGAACCAUGGGCAAUAUAUCUGCCGACACCCCUUUACGUCCUGCCCAACCAGAUCACCAGUACAGGGAGUUGCCUAGAAGUCUCAAGUUCUCCUCUGCCCCUUGGUACAGAAGGGCCACAGGUUUGGGGCCAAUUGGCUCCAUCCAUCAUGCUUUUUUUACUGAUUGCAACUCCCUUGCUCCAUACAAACUGGUUGGAACGAAUUUGCCUGCAGACUUGGCCAGAUCAGGGGAAAGACGUCGUAACUGGGAAGGGGAAAAAUCUGGGGUAAGGAUUGAUCUUCAUCUAAGGCAGUGAAAUAGCUUGAUAUUCAGCCCUGGGCUGGGUCCCUGUUUCUUGCAUGCCUCUCUGUCCUUGGGAGGAAGAGAGACCCUGGCACAGUGUUACAAUGUGAGCUCUGCAGGUAGAAAGUCUCCCGUUCGAUUCCUGGCAUCGCCUUUCUCUGCCUGAAACUGUGCAGACCCACUAGCCAGACAGAGGAGGCAAAACUGAUCUGGAGAUGAACGUGAGCAGUCUGGCUUUGGUGUAGCUCCCGGUGCUUUCGGGCCACAGAGGUCAGGGCAGGAGCUGUGCUGGUGCUAAAGAAGCCUGUCUAUAAAUCGCGCCUGCCUCCUGCGACUGUUCUCCGUUCUGGAAGGAGACACAAAUGUGCUUUGUUUUGUUUGCUCUGCAAACGGGGACAAGCAGCUUGUUUAUCCGCGCGAAGCCUGUCUGGGGAGAGGUAGGGUGAUGCCAGCCCCUGGGAAACGAACGGGGCCUGAUCCCCUCGAUUGAUGGGUCUGAACAGACAUCCACCCUGAUCAUCGCCAAGGGGGUUUGUUUCCCUUGGCUCUGGGGGUGAGAUGGACCCUUCCUUGAGGAAGAAACGGAGCGUCUGCUGACAGUUAUCUUGAUGGCAUUGGGCAGGAGCACUGUUCAAAGGCUGGGUGGACAGACUCUGACAUCGAAGGCAGAGGACAAUGAUGAGAGGGUGGAGGUGUUCAAAAUGGAGUGUGGAGAGCCCUAAGGGGACACAGCAUGCCUGUCUGUCUGUUGGGUGCCUGUCUUCGCCUGUGUCAUUUCAGAUGUCUGUAGAGAAAGGGGCAGCAAUUUCGUGGGGGAGCAGAUUUCAGCAAGAUUCCGUGGUCUGUUCUUGAACUGCAUAUAAGGAGCAAGCCUGUUUAUGCCCACUCAGAAGGAAAGCCCACUGGGUUUUAUAGUACUUGCUCUCAGUAAUGUAGGGAUCGGACAGCUGUGGCUUCCUGGAAGUUCAUUGAGUUUAGAGCUGGAAAGGGACCCUGAGAGUCAUCUAGUCCCACCCUCUGCAAUGCAGGAACCUCAGCAAGAUCACACAUGACAAAUGGCCAUCCAACCUCUGCUUAAAAACCUCCAGGGAGCCCCAGCCAGCAUGGCCGGUGGUCAGGAAUGGUGGAGGCUGUAAUUCAGCAACAUCUAGAGGGCCCUCGCUUCCCUGCUCAGUUAGGGAUUGCAGCUUCAGUUGCUAGAAAGCAGAAUACACCUCCCCUCCCCUGCCACAAAAGCAUAAAUGGUGACUGUUAUUAAAUCUCCCAACAACUUCAGCAAUUUUCUUUAAACAGAUUUUAAUAAGCAAUUUUAUAGAAACAAAAUAAGAAAAAGAGGUGUGCAUUUGACCUGCAGAUCUGGAACGCAGGCCUCUUUCCUUGUUUGUAACUCUCCAAAUGUUGCUGGACUCCAGCUCCCGUCGUCCAUGCACGUCUCCUAUGCUGGCUGGGGCUGUUGGGACCCGGAGUCCAGCAGCAUCUGAUGGGUCACUCGUUCUCCAUUGCUAGAUUAUAGCAACACAAGGCAGCAGCUUUCCUGGUGGGGCAGAGCCACAGGAGUGGCCUCCCAGGGUCAGCACCCCUGCUGCUUACCAAGAGCAGGGAGGUCCAAGGUGGCAGCAAGGUCAGAGGCAUUGGUGGAGCCUGGCACACCUGCCAGAAGGCUAUCCUUGCAGCUGCACCUCACUGGGCAAGCCACACCUGUAACCACCAUUGCCAAUGUCACAGUUCCACCACCAGGGGGCGUUCAUCAGAACAGGGCCUUUUUGGUGGUUGCACCCUCAAUAUGGAGUGGCCUCCUCUUGGAAGUAUAAUUUGCGCCAAUAUUUGUCCAGGCAUUUAUGGGACGUUAGUCCACUGCUACACAUGGAUGUGCUGGAAUUUUUAUUCUGGGUUGUAUUUGAGUUUUGUUUGCAUUUAGAAAAAUGGCCCUAAAUUAUCCAUGUCCAUUGAUUUCUGUAUAUUUAAUAUAUAUUGUGACUCACUCUUAUUUUGCCUGGAUUGUUGUUUCAAUUUUUGUUUUAAAUUAUGUUGUAACACAUCACAGGAUCACCGGUGAGCAGACUUGGUUGAAAGUGCCCUAAACUGAAUAAAUAACUUUGCAAUCUUGUGCCUAUCUGCUUGGAAGUAAGUCCUACAGAGUUCACUUGGGGCAGAGGUGGGGAGCUUGGGGCCCUCUCAAUGUUGCUGAACUACAACUCCCAUCAUCCCUCGCCAUUGGCCAUGCCAGCAAGGACUGAUGGGAGUUGGGAGUCCAACAGCAUCUGUAGGACCACAGGUCAGUCACCUCUGACUUAGGGCUCGCUUCCAGCUUGCAACAGUGUGCAGAGCAGAAAUAACAGGCGCUCUUGAGGAGCAAUUGCAUAUGUUCUGAAACACGAGGAUGGCAGGGCACGGGGAAGUCCUGCCAGCCCUCCCUAAAAAGCACCCCAAACCUUGUGGCAGGGAGUUGGGGAAGGUGGUGGAAGAAGGUUGGGUGAAACGUCAUGUGUUCCAACUUAUCUGCAGCACCACAAAUUUGGCUGAGAAUGUAUGAGGGCCAAAAGGAACAGAGGCGAGGAAUUCUAAAUAGAUCCAGGCUCUGCUGGCCAUUCCAUCUCUCCAGCAAACCAAAACCCAAACAGCCAAUGUGGCUAUAGAUUUACAGAUAAUUUCUGCAACAGGACGUCAGCUCCUUUCCUCCAGCUUCUCUGUAAACCAGCGAGAUCCUUUCUCCUCCUCUCCGAGAGGGAAAGGCAGCCAAACUCUCCAUCUUUUUAAUCGCCUUUCCCAGCUAAUCCCUCCUUCAUAAGCAGCCUCUUUCUCAAACCUCAAGAAACACACGCACAGUCUUCCUGUCGUUUCCAUGCCCGAGCCACCCGCCCACCCUGCUCUCUCAGCUCCUUUGCAUCCUGCGGGUGCCCUUGCGAUAAGAUCUCCCUGUGUUUGUAACCUGAGCAAGCGCUGGGAGCAGGCAGGAGCUGAAAGCACCAGGGCAGCCCUGCCACGGCCUUCUGCAGCCGCCCUGGCAGCAACCAGCUGAUAGCUCAGCUGCCACAAGCCAAGUAUUUUGCCAGAUUUGCAGGCAGGCACGGGGAGAGAGGAAAACAGGCUACUUUUGUUACUUUUGCUGGGAGCUGUACUAGGGUGGCCCUGUGUCCUGCAUUGCAGGGCACGGUCCUUUCUUUGUGUCCUCUGUUUGAAGGGCUUCUUUCAAAAUGAAGAAGAACCCUAAGAAGGGUAUGAGGGCAACACAAUGCUUUUAUCUGCCUCAAUUGCACACGUUUAAAUGUCUGGUAUGCGUCUGAAUCCCUCCCCCAAAAUAGUCUGGAGGUACCAACAACCUUUCCCACUAUGGGGAGAAGCAGCAUAAUCCAAUUUAAAUGACAGGCCAGUAAUAAUUUUCCAAAUUUGCAUAUGUGCAUAUAAAUCAGCACAUGCAAAUAAGCGUCCUAUUUUUCGAGGCUGAUAUGUCGAUACGCUAAGCCUACCCGAAGCUUAGCUGUACAGACUUUCAAGCCGAACAGGCAGGCGUGCAUUACUCUGUAGCCAGUCACAAGCCUUGCAUUUCUGCAUCCCCGGUCCUGGGCAUGUUCUUAGACAAAGACCCCACUGUGUUCCGUGGGGCUUACUCCCAAACAAGUGUGCUUAGGACUGGAGCCUUAUAUGUAAAACUUAUUCUGUCUUGAGUUGCAACAGCUUUCUUAAUGAAAACAUUGUGCAGCUGAGAGCAGCCAUUUUGAUUUCCCACAGUGCCCAGGAGUGAUGUAACACCAGUGGCAUUGUGGGAAAUAAAAAUGGAAGCUCCCAGGUGUUGUAUUAAAGGGAGAUGCAAGGCAGGAGUGAACCAUGGCCCUGCCAGAAGGUGGGAUUUGCAGCUGCUGCUAAGGAAGCACGCCACAAGCAGGCACAGGGGGUACACUCAGAGUAAGGAAGGUGUGACACAGAAGAUGUUUCUGGGCUACAGCUUCCACCAUCUCUGAGCAUUAGCCAUGCUGACUGGAGUCCAGCAACAUAGAAUUGUAGAGUUGAAGGGACCCCAAGGAUCACCUAGUCCAACCCCCUGCAAUGCGGGAUUCUCAGCUAAAGCAGAUAGAUAGAACUUUGUUCAAAAACUUCCAAGGAAGGAGAGUCCAUAACUUCCAAAGGCAGUCCAUUCCACUCUUGAACAGCUCUUACUGAAAUUUCUUCCUGAUUUUGAGUCGGAAUCUCCUUUCUUGCAACUUGGAGCCAUUGGAUCGAGUCUUGCCCUCCAGAGCAGUGGAAAACAAGCUUGUGCCAUCUUCCAUGUGACAGCCCUUAAGAUAUUUGAAGGUGGCUAUCAUAUCUCAGGGAUGCUUUAGUUGAAAUUCCUGCAUUGCAGGGAGUUGGACUAGAUGACUCUUAGGUCUCUUCCAACACUACGAUUCUAUGUUUCCAUGAUCUCCUCUCAGUCUCCUCUUUUCCAGGCUAAACAUGCCCAGCUCCUUCAACCAUUCCUCAUAAGGCUUGCUUUCCAGACCCCUGGUCAUAUUGGUUGCCUUCCUUUGCACACGUUCCAGCUUGUCAACAUCCUUCUUAAAUUAUGGCGCCCAGAACUGGACACAGUAUUCCAAGCGUGGUCUGACUAAGGCAGAAUAGAGUGGCACUAUUACUUCCCUUGAUCUGGGCACUAUACCUCUGGAGAGUGACAGGUUCCACAGCCCUGAUGCGUGUGCGCACAUAGAUCCACACGUAUCAUUUUGUCGUGUUUGGAUUAUCCUCUCUCUUCCCUGUCCUGAUGGGCCCUGCUCUGCUUCAUUUCUAAGGUGGGCAGAUGUAAAAAAGAAUGGCCAUCCUCUUUUAACUUCACGUUGAAUAGAGAAGACCAGGAGAGAGAGGGCUUAGCAGCCGCAGAGUGUCAUGCAAGAUUGACAGCCCCUCUUCAACACCACUAUUAAAGGUACCACAGACUUUUAUUUUGCACUUUCAGAGAAGGGUUAAUCACAGAAGAUCAUAGAGCUGGAAGGGACCGUGAGGGUCCUGAAAUGCAGGAAUAUUCCACCCAACACAGGGCGAAGCUACAAACCCACAACCCUGAAAUUAAUAGUCCAAUGGAGCUAUCCCACGUUAGUCGUUUGCUUAAAAAAGAAAGAAAGAAAGAAGAAAGAAUCUGGGGACAGGGCACCUUAGGAGCACAGUCAGACCCACUUGUCCCUGUAACCCAGUACUGUCUGCACUGACUGGCAGCAGCAAUCCAAAGUUUCAUGCUGCCAACCCUACCUGGAGAUGCUGAGCCCUUUUGCAAGCAAAGCAGAUGCUCUACCACUAAGCCAUAUUACCCAAAACUUUGCUACCGACUACCAACACUCCUCCAUUUAAUCUCAGACUGGUGGAGUGCUUUGUGCAGCGCUGGCAAGAGGAUGGCCCUCUGCACGCCCUCAGAGGCGCUUCUCCUCUGCGUUCUCGCAUCCCAUUGCAUUCUAGAACCCCAUCCUCCCCCUACCUUGCCUGCUCAUUUGCCCUUAACUAUUUGAGGAUUAAGUGUUACAGACCAGUGUCGGUGUCUCUGAUUAAGUAUCAGCUUCAUCUGAGCUGCCGGGGAUGGGAGGUGGAGAGGGUAUGUGUGUGGAUUGGAUGCAGAGAGGAAAGUCCGGCAUAAACAAAUCAGCCCUAAGGAAUGGCCAGAGGAAGGAGAGGGGUCUGCUGCUCUGCGGUGGACCGCUCUGAAUCGGUGGUAUUUGGACACAAGAAAGGCCACCUCACUCACAAAGAUAAGAGACCACCUCACUCACAAAGAUAGGUGAGCUGUGUGCAGGGAGAAGGUUUUGCUGUAUGGCCUGGACGUUUCUGUGGGGGCAGGAAGGAAAGGCGCAAAGGAGAGAUGGCAAGGGACGGUUGCCGGAGGGGAGUGUCGGAGAAACAAGAGGUGUAUUGAUAACUGCACAGGUGGCUUUUGUUGUGUGUUUGACGCAGGCCGCACCCAGCCAGGAUCAAGCCCGCUCUUAUGCCUCCAUUUGCGACAGAGGCAGGCAAGUGGGUGUCACCGUCAGCCAAGCAACAAUAGGAGCCUGUGUGUUUUCUUCUACUGCUGCUUUUGUUUUCUGCUCCCUGCUGCUUCCCAGCAGAUCUUUGCCCGAGGCCGGUGCCACAGGCUGACAUUGUGCAGGUUCUGGUGGGGAGGGGGAAAUGGGUGAAAAGGGCCUGCACCUCCCACUGUGCCACCAGGAUGAUCAUAUUGGGGCCUCCAUCCGGCAGCCAUCUUGGUUUGGGAUGUUCUGAGGACCUGGCGGUAGUUACAGCGUUCUCUGGCCUUCUUCAGUCUCCAGAUGUUGCUGGACUUGUUGGAAGUGCAAAAGCAGGGAUCAUUUAGUUUGUAAUGUAAGGGUUAAUGUUAGUCAACUAGACAAGAGGAUGGCAGGUAGAGAUGUUGCUUAGCAACUAGACAGAGUGGCAUGAUCUUCACUGAGGCAGCACAUUCUCUGACUGGUUGUGUAGUUCUGAGGGAGUUUUCCUCUGUACGUUUGGAUGAAUGUCUCCCUGCUAUGUACAAAGGCUGAAGUAAGAAAGACAAUGCCUCCUGUUCCUUUCUCCUAAGAUUAUUCGUUGUUUUCAUUUAUUAUUUGUAAAACAUAGCUAUACAGUGGUACCUUGGGUUACAUACGCUUCAGAUUACAUACGCUUCAGGUUACACACUCCACUAAGCCAGAAAUAGUGCUUCAGGUUAAGAACUUUGAUUCAGAAUAAGAACAGAAAUCAGGCUCUGGCAGCGCGGCGGCAGCAGGAGGCCCCAUUAGCUAAAGUGGCGCUUCAGGUUAAGUACUGACCUCUGGAACGAAUUAAAGCCCAGCCAGCAGCCAAACGAAGGCACAAGGCAUGCAAGCUCCACCCCCCAGUCAUUCUUAGACUCCUUAUUGGGUGAGCAACGUAGCCAAGCAACACAGUUGGAGCCUCCCUCCUCCCUGGCCGGCAGGGAGGGAGGGAGAGGAGCUGCUUCCUUUGAAACCCGGGAAAUUUAAGGGACAUCAUCAAUAAGGGACAGCAGCGGGACACAGCACUGGGAUAAGGGACUUUCCCGCCAAAUAAGGGACGGUUGACAGUUAUGCUCUGGAGGCAGCAAAGGAGCAUCUCUCCACUGCCUUGGCUGCCACAGGGUAGGCCCAAUUAGGAGCCUGAACGUGCGGUUGGCUCUGGAUCUGCCUGCCACCUGAACAGCAGUCCUGACGAGCCUUAGAGAUGAGAGCCAUACAAGGUGGUGAGCCUGUUUAUUUUGCAAGCCUUCCUUUGGCCUUUUCUCCCCACUCCCCAAUCUGGGCAUCGGUGUGAGGAGCCGUCCUCACUUUGGCAAUGUCUGCUGGCUCAGCCCAGAAUGCCUUGCUGAUAAAUCAUUGAACUGGAGAUGUUGAGAAGCCCAGCAAGCUAUUGCGGUAUCUUGUGUCUAUGAGUUAUCAUAGUAUCUGGUGUCUGGGCACGUUAGACCUAGCAGGGAUUUGAAAUUGCAAGAAUUGCCCUUUUCUUGAUCACGGCAGCUGUGAUCAGAUUCCUUCAGCUUUCUUUUUUUAAGUAUAUUCAGAUCAUGACUGUACUCAAAGCUGCUGAAAGGGUUUUGUGCCUAGGAGCAGAAGGGAGUCCUGCCUUUUUUGCGAUCAUCCUCUUGCAAUCAGAUAUGCUAAAGAGCCGUUUCCCUUCUCCAAGUCCUGGUCCUUAUGAAGCCAAAACAGCACCAUCCGAAGAGACACCCUCAGAAGAAGGAGAUGUCAGCAGACUCAGGGAAACACCGAUGUUUGCACAACCACAAAAAAGAGAGUCAAAUGUUGACUGAGCAUGCUCAGUGGGUACAGAAUGCUGAAUUAUUGUUGGAGACGCAAUGAUUGCAGAAGAAUCAAGUGGCUGGAACUCUGAAUGGGAGCAAGUGGGCCUGACUUGCAAGUGUAUUUCAUUUUUAUCUCCAAGAAGCACAGUGUAGCAUGCCUAGAUCUUCUGUUUCUCUCCCCACCCCCUCCCCUGGUUGCUCCCACUUUUAUCCUCACACAACAUCCCUGUGAGGUGGGUUAACUAGGCAGUUUGAAUCAAGGUCAACCCAUGAAUAAUGUAGCUGAGUGUGGGUUUCUCUCUCCUCGCCCUCCAUGCUGUGAAUGUUUAGACUCCACCUGGGCUUUUGUGGAAGUUAAAUCUGCCUUGCAUAUAGCAAUGCUAGGAUUUCACCUCUGCUUUGCAUGAAAAAGCUCCUGGGUUCAAUCCUCAGAUCUCCAGGAAGUGAUGGGAAAGACCCCUGCCUGGAACCCUGGACAGCUCUUGCUGCCAGUCAGUGUAGGCAAUGUUGGGUUAGAUGGUCCAGUGGGCAAAAACGCAUUUGUUACAAGAGAUAAGAAGCGGAUUGGUCUACUGGCUGCUGGUGUCACAGCAACAGCCUACCUGUGCAACUGGGGAAACAAGCUGAUUGGUCUGCUGGCUAGUGAUGUCACAGAAGGGCCCUUAACUCUACAUUGAGAGAGCCUUUUCCAUCUUGCUAGGAUGGAACAUUUACAUAGGUAUUAGGAAUAGGGGUCUCAAAAUCUCUUCAAUUAAUUUAGGGGGGGGAAAUAGUUUGACGGAAAUGUCAAAAGCCCUACUCACAUGGCAAUGUUUCUCUAUUCAGUGUGGACAACCUGAAACUUGUUGGAAGCGAAGAACUGUAGCUCUGAAGGUCUUCUGCUUAGGUCCUCAGCUCCACCGCAGAACAUCUGAACUCCCUUGAGUGAGUCAUAUUUUCUCACAGGCUUAAGAUUUUCCAUCAGUACAAGGAGGGUGGGAUGAAAACAAUUUCAGCUAUGAUCCCUUUGUGAGUGUUCUUCUCUUGCAUGUGUUACUGGUUGACAUUUUAUCUUUCCACACCAUGCUGCUAUGCUUGCAAAUUCAUUUGCUUUUCCUUUCUCAUAAGUGAGGAGUGUGGGGGUGCUUCACCAACAACAUCUACAAAAUUCAUCUCUCUGCUGUAGCUGCUGGUCUGGCCAGAGAGCUAGAAGCCACACGGCGGCAGCUCCUUUGUCUUCUAAGAUUGACAGAUAUCUUAAUUUUAAAACAUAAACAGGCCUUUGCUCCUCCUGGAACAAUAAGGACUAGAAACUUAACACUUUCUAAACUUGAAAAAUGCAUUUGAUUUCUGCAUGGAACUUGAAUGUGCCUGUUAUGGAGCAACUUACUGCCUGAUUCGGGUAGAAAAUAAAAUAAAUCAUACUUUUCGAUAUCAACCAUGCUGCCUAUGUUCCUGGCGACAGUUGGGUUUAUAAGUGUAAUUUCCCAAGAAUCUAUUAAAUGCAGGUGCUUUUUGGCACGUUGAGGAUUAGUAAUCAGUUGUUCCAGGCAUAACAUUUCACUUAUUUUAUUAUUUCCUGGGACGACUGGCAACAUUUCCUGAGACGACUCACAAGUGGGGGCGGAGGGGCGGAUUAUGCAUAUGAUAUUCUUGCUGAGUCUGCCUGGAAAUACAGAGGACCCUUGUAGCAGUAAUAAAGAUUGAAUGUAAAUCAAAAGUCGUUAGAGUCUGCACCAAGGAGAACCCAUAUCCUACCAACAGAAUUCCUGAGAUUUUAUGCCAUAACUCUCUGUAUUGUUAUGCGUUCCCUGAGCAGUUAGAUUUCUGUGAGCAGGGCUACCCGUGUGGAAAUAUGCAGAGGCAAUACCUGGAUGUGACGAAAGAGUGCUAUUAACUCCCCUACCCACCCAGCCCAAGGAUGUGUUUCCAUGGGAUCUAAAAUAUCCGACAAUGACCAGGAAUUGGUUGGAGACUCACCUGGAAGGCGGGUGGCUAUUUUGGAAAACCCUAGUUAGCCAGCAAUGAUGCUGAUAAUAAUAAAAUAAAAUUAUUUAUUUAUUUAUACAUACCCCACCCAUCUGGCUGUUUCCCUAACCACUUUGGGUGGCUCCCAACAGAAUACAGUGGCACCUCGGGUUACAUACGCUUCAGGUUGCAGACGCUUCAGGUUACAGACUCCGCUAACCAGAAAUAGUACCUCAGAUUAAGAACUUUGCUUCAGGAUGAGAACAGAAAUCGUGCUCCGGCGGCGCAGCAGCAGCUGGAGGCCCCAUUAGCUAAAGUGGUGCUUCAGGUUAAGAACAGUUUCAUGUUGCGAACGGGCCUUCGGAAUGGAUCCCAUUCACAACCAGAGGUACCACUGUAUGAAAAACACGAUAAAACAUCAAAUGUCAAAAACGUCCCUAAACAGGGCUGCCUCCAGAUGUCUUCUAAAAGUCAGAUAGUUGUUCAUUUCCUUGACAUCUGAUGGGAGGGCAUUCCACAGGGUGGGCACCACUACCGAGAAGGCCCUCUGGAAGGAAGUCAAGACAUGCAUUCAUUCAUUCAUUUAUGCUGCCACCUAUAUACAUCAGGGGUGGGGAAACAAAGGGCCGUCUUCCCUCGUGGCAAACAUCCCAGGGGCCAUUUCCCCCUGGUGGGUGGGGCCAGAGGCAGAAGUGGGUGGAGCUUCUGGGAUGUGCUUCUUACCUUUGUACACAGACACCUUACAAUCUAGAACAGGCACAGGGAAACAGGAGAGGAAGGGGGCAAAUGCAGGCAACGUUCCCUGUGAGGAGGAAUCGAUGGUUAGAAACCGUUCUGGGAAUUGUAGCUCUGGGAGGGGAAUAGAGGGGCCUCCUAACAGCUCUCGGCACCCUUAACCAACUACAGCUCCUGGGAUUCUUUGGGGGAAGCCAUGGCCAUGUCAUGUGCUAUCACAGCACUUGAAAUGUGUAAUGAAUGUGGCCUAUGAGGGAAUGCAGCAGCUCCACUUCAGAGUAAAAAGGCUUCCCUAUCCCUGUGGCAGACCUAGGAGAUGAGUUUGAGCUCUCUAAGCCUCUAAGGGUGCUGGCUGUCUCCCUUGAGAUCUGCUCCAGCCUUAGUUGACUUUACAAUACAAUACUAUACGAUAAUCUUUAUUGUCAUUGUCCCAUACAGAACAAGGAAAUUGAAAAAACCUACGUAAGACAUUCAAAAACCAACAAGCCUGCUAUCCCAGCUAUUCCAACCUGGUUAGCCCCCCCAAAACUCUCAUACCCCAUUUUUAAAUACAAUAUACUCCCAUAGAGACUCCUUACACUGCAUUUAAAACCAAAAUCGCAUUUGGAUAGAAACUGUUUGCCUCUCUGCUGGACUAUUUCAAUGACACCUUUCACCUUUGCUGCACGACACGUAAAUCAAUGCAUAUGUUACAAAAUGCCGGUGAACGUCCAGUGACCUCCUUCCGAAGGAAAUCAAACCUGGGUAAUCAAACCUGUGUCCCUGGAACAUCUCGCUGCUCAGAGAAGUGGAUCGUGCUUACCAGCAUGUGGAAAAUAACUGUGCAAAUGGAUGGAUCCAAACGAGUUGAACUUAAGUUCUCAUGGAAACCAAUGAGACCAGUUAGUCCCAUGGAUUUUAACAGAAAGAAAUCUCAACGGUUUAGGCUGCAGUCCUAACCCCAUGUAUUUGGGAGUAAAGCUAUGUGGAAUUCAGGCUGGUCUGCAGUUCCUUACCCAGAGCAGUGUCAUAAUGCAGAAUGAAUUGAGAUCUGCUUUUUCUCUCUUUUUCUUUCAAGAAUUUCAGUUCUGUUAGGCUGUGUGACCAAAAAAAAAAAAACAACACAAAAAAAAGACCGUUCAGUGGGUGGGCUAAUUAAAGCUGCCCCUGUCAUGCUUCAGUUCCUGAUUGGCUCACUGGCCGUUUGAGGGAAGAAGUGACAGGCAGAGUUGCCUGCAAAUAAUAACCCGUGUGGUGUAGUGGUUAGUGUGUUGGACUACGGACCUGAGAGACCAGGGUUCUCGUCCCCACUCUGCCAUGAAACUCACUGGGUGACCUUGAGCCAGUCCCUGUCUUUCUGCCUCACCUUCCUCACAGCGUUGUUGUGAAGAUGAGAUGGGGAGCAGGAGAACCAUCAGGCAUGCCACCUUGAGCCCCUUGAAGGAAAGGUGUGGUAUUAAUCAAUCAAUCAAUGACCAGGUGGAUAGCUCAGUUGGUUAGAGCAUGGUGCUGACAUUGCCGAAGUUGCAGGUUAGAUCCCUAUAAGGGACAGCUGCAUAUUCCUGCGUUGCAGGGGGUUGGACUAGAUGAUCCUCAGGGUCCCUUCCAAUUCUAUGGGAAUAAUCUCCAAAUGAAUCCGGACUUCAAUGUCUAAAAUCCCUGGUAGAGGACAAGGAUCCUGAGAUCACGCUAAGGGUAGCCAAAUUCUGUGCGAUUGCCAUAAAACUUAGGGAAGAAGCUGUGCUAUCAUAAUGAUUAAGGUUUUAAAUGAUAAUUUUAGGUUAUAUGUUAGUGACUAAGUUUUAAUUUAUAUAUUUUUAACUUGCUAUAUCUGUAUUGUCCCUCUUAUACCUAACUGCAAAUUAAAAUGUAUCCCUAUCGUGUUUUAUGACUUCCUUGAUACUGUAUGUGGGCUGGAACCGGUCUGUGACCAAAAUAAUAAAAUUCAACUAAUUCUAUGGGAAUAUUUCCCAGCUACCUCUGGGUCAAUGACCCUGUAUCGAUGAUCUGCUCUCCGGAAAUGUAGAUUGCAAUCAUAGCCCCGAGAGCGUGCAAACCGAAAAAAGCUAGCAGGCCUUGGCUUGGGCAACCCAGUAGUUGCCACUGACCAUUGUUUGAAUAGCUACAUGCAGAAAUUCAACUGGUAAAGCUUUCUCCCUACCAUUUCAGUGGAACAGACUCCCACGAAUGCAGAAAUUCAACUGGUAAAGCUUUCUCCCUACCAUUUCAGUGGAACAGACGAGAGGUAGUAGACUCUCCUUCCUUGGAGGUUUUUAACAGAGGUUGGCUGAGAUUCCUGCAUUGCAGGGGGUUGGACUAGAUGACCCUUGGGUCCCUUCCAACUCGUAAGUUUCUAUGAUUCUAUUUCACCAGCUGCAUGCUGAGAAAAGCUUCACUGCUGGAUUUCUGCCUGUCACACAGGAGCCUUCCAAAGCAGGAGGGGAAGAAAGUUGGCAAGGCUAGAAGCCCAAAGUUGUUGUGUUCAAUACAGUCCUGCUGUAACCAAAAUACAUUUGAUGCCUCUGUUUAGACACCACAGAAGCAAAACAUGUAAAGUGUCUCUGCCCUCUGCUGGAACGUCAGAGCAAAGCAAGCAGGGGGACUGAUUUAUUUAUUUACUCAUCUUCUAAAGCAUUUUUAAUCCCAUUCUUCAGCGAAAAAAAUGGUCCCAGGGUGGCUUUUAUUUAGCCAUUAUAUUUUAAGUGUUUGCACCCAACCGUUAUGUGGUGUUGGGGCUUUACAAUAAAUAGAAGAAGAAUAAAACAAAAAGUACUCCCAGCUAUGUACAAUAAAACAGCAAUUGUUCCUCCUGUUAUCAUUGCUCAGCCAGUGCAUGCAGUUCCCUUUGGUAACCAAAGCAGCACCCAUCCAUGCGCAAGAAGGAAGCAUCAGCAGGGCUUGGGGAACCUCGAGGUUUGCAGAAGGACGAAAUAGGAUCCAAAGCAGCCUAAUAAGACUUGUAUCUGAUCAGUGCCCGUGCAGUAAGGAAAAUUGGGGGUGGAGUCUUCUUGUGGCUUUAAAUUGUUAGCUGCCUUCGGUUUCUUCUGAGAAAAAUUAGGCAGAUUGUACAUUUUUUAAAAGAUAAAAAUAGAUAAACCAUAAGAAGGAACACUCCACACUCCAACAUUUUUGCUACAGGUCCCAUUUGUUGCAGUCCAAAGCAGCAGAUGGCAGAAUAGCAUAGAAGCUGGAGAUAAAAAGUCACAAUUAAAAUGCCUGGAAGAACUUUUAAAAAAGAUAUUUGCGUGCGUGCUCAGCGUCCGCAGCCAACAUCGGACAUUUGCACAGGUUGGCUCUCAGCCUUCCUUUGCCAUCACCACUCUCAUUUGAGACCAGGUAGCAGCUUGACCGCAAGCCCAGUUCUGGUCGACGGUGAUGGGACUUGCAGUCCAACUAUAUCUGGAGGGUCAUGGCUUCCUUACCCCUGGCCUACACAUUAGUGGAAGGCCAUCCUGAACAGUCCAAAGUGUGUCACACGUGACACGUUAAAUUCUUCAAGCAACGUAAGCCCCCAAAUAUCUGAAAGACCAUCUUCCAUAAACCCCCCUCAGGUAUUAAGAUUGACAGAGCUCUCUUGGUUGUUCCACCACCCUUAGAAGUGGUGGCCUGGGAGAGGGGAUUCUCUCAGCAGCCCCUGAGCAGUGGGAUUCCCUCCCCACAGAGAUGUGCCUGGCUCUUUCACUGCAUGGCUUCUGUCAAAUGCUAAAAGCCCUGACAGAUGUGUGUCCGGUUGCAUGUGUGUUCACCCAAGAACCACAAAGGUAAAGGGACCCCUGACCAUUAGGUCCAGUCGUGACUGACUCUGGGGUUACAGUGCUCAUCUCACUUUACUGACUGAGGGAUCCGGCGUACAGCUUCCGGGUCAUGUGGCCAGCAUGACUAAGCCGCUUCUGGCGAACCAGAGCAGUGCACGGAAAUGCUGUUUACCUUCCCGCCGGAGUGGUACCUAUUUAUCUACUUGCACUUUGAGGUGCUUUCGAACUGCUAGGUUGGCAGGAGCUGGGACUGAGCAACGGGAGCUCACCCUGUCGCAGGGAUUCAAACUGCUGACCUUCUGAUCAGCAAGCCCUAGGCUCUGUGGUUUAGACCACAGUGCCACCUGCCAUAGAAUCAUAGAAUUGUAGACUUAGAAGGGACCCCAGGGGUUAUCUAGUCCAACCCCCUGCAAUGCAGGAAUUGCAACAGAAUCAUCCGUGGCAGAUUGGCCAUCCAACCUCCACUUAGAAAUCUCCAAGGAAGGAGAGUCUGCAACCUCCCAAGGGAGUCCAUUCCACUGUCAAACAGAAGUAGUGUAGAAGAAGAGUUUGGAUUUGAUAUCCCGCUUUAUCACUACCCUAAGGAGUCUCAAAGCAGCUAACAAUCUCCUUUCCCUUCCUCCCCCACAACAAACACUCUGUGAGGUGAGUGGGGCUGAGAGACUUCAGAGAAGUGUGACUGGCCCAAGGUCACCCAGCAGCUGCAUGUGGAGGAGAGGGGAAUCGAACCCGGUUCGCCAGAUUACGAGUCCACCACUCUUAACCACUACACCACAUUGGCUCUUACUGUCAGAAAGCUCUUCCUGAUGUUGAGUCAGAACUUCCUUUCUUGUAACCUGAAGCCAUGGGUUCAAGUCCUAUUUCUUGGAGGUGAAUUGUUUUAAUUUAUAAUUGAUUAUUAAAUUUCCAUCCCAUCUUUUCCCCAAGGAGAUCAAGGGGGCAUAUCUGAAAGACCAUCUCCAUUUCCCCCUCACAGCAACCCUGCAACGUGGGUUAGGCUGAGAGGGCCCAAGGUCACCCAGCAUGCUUCACAGUCAAGUGGGCAUUUGAACCCUUCUCUCCCAGGUCUCAGUAGUCCAGUGCUAUAUCCCACUGGCUCUCUAACUCAUCGCAAUUGGUUUUAAACUGUUUUUAAAAAUUGAUUUUAUUAUUUUCAGAGUGAACAAACAACGAAUACGCUUCUCCGCAAGAGUGCUACAUCUUGCCAAACAAAUUGUUUUUAAGAUGCAAACCAUUCCCCUUGUUAAAUAAAAAUAUCGUUGCACAAAUCUGGAUGAGAAGCAGGUGGUCUCUAUCCGUGUUCCUUUUUUUAGCUCAUAUGAAUUAAAACUGAACCAAGUUGCAGAAAAUCUGCCUGGCUUUUUGCGGGUUUUUCGUUUGUGUAACCUCUCCGCCAGGCCAGGUUUCCUGUGCAAAUUAGGCUUGAAAGCUGUAUACACCAUAAAUCUAUAAAGAUCUCCGAAAACUAUUUGUAAUUGUUUUCAUGUGUGAGUGGGGUGGGUGUUUAGGAUCAGGUUAGCCAUUUUGAUUUGUAUGCUGUUGGUGGAUAUUUGUCAUUGUCUUGUUGGGCUGUGUAUGUGAUAAAGGGGUGCCAUACCGGGGUGAAGGCGUCUUCUUCUAUUUGUCCCCAUGUCAGUUUCAGUUUAUUGGUUAAUUUUUCUAGUAAGGCUGUUUCCCAUACUAUUUGGUACCAUUGGUCCGUGCUUAUUCCUGACAGGUCUCUCCAGUGUCUGGUUAUGAUGUUUCUGGCUGCUUUCCCCCUAUUCUUCCUAAUGUCUCAACAAAUGAAACCGAUUUGUUAAAAAAAAAAGUUACGUGGAAGAAAAAAAUACAAGAGAGAGACAUCGCACAUACCUUUGUAAAUCAAGAAAAUCUUUAAUAAAAAUGCAUUUUAAAAAAACACCUAUUUGUAAUUGUUUUGAUUGACAUUGUUGUAACCUGGAAUCUUAUGGUGAAUGGCAACUUCACAACAAUGGUGAUGAUGGUGUUAACCUCUGCUGGUUGCUGCUGCAGGUUUCCUGUUGCCAUUUUAGCUGUGUAUUCUUUUCCUUUCUUUGUUCGUCUUAUUGAUUAUUGCUGUCAUUUCUUUUUUUGUUGUUGUUCAUUUCCUGAUCUCUGCUUUGGAAUAUUCUGAUUUGCUUUGUGGUGGCAGAUUGGUUUUCGUUUGUUGCUGGAGUGCUUUCCUGUUUUACUGAAAUGGUGAUGUCGAAUUGGGUUUUAUCUUGUACACCACUCAGGGAAAAGAGCGGAUGGCCAUAGAUGCUGUUGCAGAUGGGGCUACUACACCUUUAACAAUUUGCCAUUCAAGCUGCACUACUAUUAAAGGUGCAGAAGCCCACUUUUGCAGCCAGUCACUCUAGGUAAAGGGGUCGGAUAGAUAAAUAUUACAGAAAGCCCAAGCAGUUGUUCUUAUGCUGUUGAUUUAAACCUGCUUCUUCUUCUUCUCCUCUUCCUUAGACCAACCAUUGCAAAGUAAUAACAGCAUGAAGUGCUUCUACAAAGCUCUCCUCAUCUCCUGGGUCCUGUUUGAAGGUAUGUCUCAGAGGCAGGGUGCAAUCUCGCCUCUGGUGUUCUCACAGCCUGCAAAGCUGUGACCCACCAAUCCCAAAUGCAGACCCACCAGAAGUUUAAGGAUGUAUGGAGACCCUCCAGAGGCAUGCUAAACAAAGGGUGAGGAACCAAGGGUCCAAGGGCCAAAUAAAGCUUCCAGGUCUUUCCAUCUGGUCCUCAAGACUCUCCCUAGGCCACACCAGUUCCCGUGACACACCCCUCAUUGGCCCUUCUCACCCCAAGCCCCACAAGCCCCUCUAUGAGGCAGUGAUGACCACCAACUUGGAUUAGGCAAAUUCAUGGAAGAUAAGACUAGCCGUUGUGGCCCUAAUGGCUAUGUUCUGCCAUCACUGUUGGAGGCAGUAACACCCUCAACACCAGUUGCUGGGAAUCACAAGUGGGGAGAGCACUCUUGUGCUCGGAUCCUGCAUCUGAGCAGCCACUGUGGGAACAGGAUGCUGGACUAGAUUGGCCAUUGAUCUGAUCCAGUACUUGUGUUCUUCCUAGGGGCUGCACCCUUGCCUGCUCGGCUUACAAAGCCCCAUUCCUCUUCCCAGCAGAUGCAGCCACCAAGCUUGCUUUUCACCUUCUUCUGUUCUGCAGCUCCAUUUUGCACCCAUUCAUCCCUGUGUCCAUGCCUUCACCUGCUCUUUUUGUGGAACACCCCCCUGCACACAAACCACACCCCUGUUCUGUAAGACCCUUUCUGAUAACCUAGAAAGAUACCAUGCAAUCCACGCUUGUCUAACUUGGAGUUUUGUGGUGAGCGAACCCACAUGUCAGAACCAAAAUCUUCAUGUGUUUGAUGUAUGGCUUCUUGCCAAACAUCUUCUCAUAGGGGGUACAACCAAUCGCUGAAGAUAAUCUGCGAUUGUAACUGUAAACAAAACACGAGAGAGAUUCGGCCCAAUAACUCUCUGGAAGAUUGGCAUCAUGCAGCAAGGUUUUUAAUCCUUGAAGCAAUGUCUGAUUUGCCUGCUCCGCAAGUCCAUUCUGCCAUGGCGAGCGAGGACUAGACAAAUCGUGUUGAAUUCCUUUCUCAGUCAGAAAAGCUUCAAACUGCUGAGAAGUGAAUUCCCCCCCGCGAUCACUGAAAAGAGUCUUUAUUUUCUUACCAUGUACAUUUUCCAACCAAGCACAGAAUUCCUUGAACCUAGGAAAAGCCUCCGAUUUCUGCUUGAGAUUGUACACAAAAAUAUAUCUAGAAAAUGCAUCAAUGAGAACCAUGAAGUAUCUAUUUCCACCCAAAGAGGGCGCUAGUGGUCCAACCAAAUCAGCAUGAACAACCUGGUAUGGUUCUGUAGCUUUCCUACUAGACACCUUACCUUUCGCAGCCAUUUUCACCUUGUUUGCUGCGCAUGCUUUGCACUUCAUGUGGUACCUGCAGGGUUUAAUAGUCAUACCUUCAACUAAGGCAGGCAUUUUAGAUACUGCCUCAAAAUGCAAAUGACCAAAUUUGCGAUGAAAAUCGUGAAUACAUUCUGCAUGCAAACUUUUGUUAGAACCUGCAAUGCAACAAGUGUCAUCCUGCACCACAUCAUCAUAAUACAAAACAAACAAAUGAUCAACAUAUUCUGCAUGCAAUACAUAAUCAUUUUUCUUUGUGAUGAUGCACUUCUUGUUCUUGAAGGAAACGUCAAUGUUCCGCCUCAUUCAGCUGUCCAACGCUGAGCAGAUUAUGUUUGGCGUCUGGCACGUAAAGCACAUUCUGUAUCGAUAAGUCCAAACUGUGAAGAACAACAGUUGCGUAGCCUUUACUGGGAAUAGUGUGGUCAUCCGCCUGGUGAAUCGCACCUUCCUGCGGUGUAAAAGACACAAACAGUUUCUUAUCGUUGCACAUGUGGUGGGUCGCCGCUGAAUCAAUCACGAAGAAAGAUCUAGACGUCUUCUGGACCUCUGCAACCUUUGGAGUGAAGCGUGAAACCAUAGCCUUGUGCUGCGUUGUCCUAGACACCGGACCUUUGCCUUUGCCUCGGCCUUUUCCGCGCGAUGAGCUCGCUGCGCUGCUCUGUCUUGGCCCUGGGAUGUCUGCAUUCCCUCUUCAUAUGGCCUAGACGUCCACACGAGUAGCAUUUCACUGCCUCCAAAGCUUUGGCGCCAUCUGGUGGUUCCACUGCACUAUGGGAUGACGUCUGUGAAGACUCCCCCUUGCCCAUGCAGCCAGCACCCCGGCGAUCUGCUUCAUUUAAAAUCACGGCAGUAACAAAGUCCACUGUCAGCUGAGCAGUUGGUUGCACAGCAAUCUGGGUUGCAACAGACUCCCAACCUGAACCCAAAGAUUGUAGUAUCAUGAAAGAAUACACAGCCUCUGGAAAGUUGAGUCCUCUCUGUUGCAGCUCAUGUCUCAGAUUUUGCAUCUCCAUUAGAUGUAAACGCACAUCUCCACCUUCAGCAAGAGCCAUAUUGUGCAGCUUGUUAAAAUAAAACAUAGUGGAUCCAGCUUCUGUCCUUAAGUGAGCCUCUUUCAGAGCGUCCCAAAUUUCUCUGGCUGAGGUCUUAUCACGCAAUAGACAGAGCUCUUCUGGGGAUACUAUCAAUGUAAGAGUUCCCUUGCUUUGGAAUCCUUAGCUUCCCAUGCAUCUGUAACUGGAACUGGGGGUUCCUGUAAUCACCUCAAACAAACCCUCUUCCGCAGAAUUGCCUCUGCAUACUGAACCCAGUCGCUGUAAUUUGUCUUGUUGAGCUUAGGAAUCCCACAAGCAUCCUGAAGGGCCAUCAUGACUCUGGCAUUAGCCUUCAGCGUCAUUAUAUGCUGCUUUAAAUCUUGCUGCGUCACUGCUGCAGCUGCCUCAUUACAAAGGCACACUUAAAAGUUACUUUCGAUUUCCCAGCAUAGUGACUUGUGCCUGGGAGCCUUUUGCCUAUUCCCGGCAAAACCGGCUUUAAAAGUUCAAAGUCCAGCCAUAAAGCCAUUAAUUUGAAGCUGGCAGGCUGCCCGGAGCAGUAGCACAUACCUCAUCAAUCACUUCUACGCGCAGAGCAGAUUCCUUUCCGAUCCGUCCCUCUGCAUUCCGAUCUGCCGGCACUGCGAUUCGACCUCUGGGCCCAUAACCACGUGUUGAUUUAAAGCAGAGUCUGUCGUGUCCAGCGGAAGGAUGACGAUACGAGUUACAUACUCUAUAUUGCUUUAUUUACAGUUCAAAGCUGGUAUAUUACAGAAAGGCAUCUUGCCUCUGCAGAAGCAGAAAAAUGCAUGCUCUCUCCUCAACAGCUUGGAGAGAAUCACAGUGAAAAACAGGAAACCAGUGUACGUCACAUCCAGUCUCCCUUUCCCGUGAGAAACUCCAACAGUACCUCUGACUGUGGAAUGCAAAACAAUGUCUUGUGACUGCAGUUGCUGCUCAGUGAGGGAAAUAGAAACCAACAGUAACAUCCUGCAUGUUCGUCCGUUCCCCACCCCCAAUGAAUUGCAACUACCAAGCGUCCUUUGGACCAUCCUUUCUCAACUUGUGGGUCCCCAUAUGUUGUUGAACUACAGCUCCCAUCAUCCCUAGCUAGCAAGGCCAGAGCUCAGGGAUGAUGGGAGUUGUAGUCCAACAACAUCGGGGGACCCACAGGUUGAGAACCGCUGCUUUAGACCAUGGGUAGGCAAACUAAGGCCCGGGGGCCAGAUCUGGCCCAAUCGCCUUCUCAAUCCGGCCCACAGACAGUCCGGGAAUCAGUGUGUUUUUACAUGAGUAGAAUGUGUCCUUUUAUUUAAAAUGCAUCUCUGGGUUAUUUGUGGGGCAUAAUAAUUUGUUCAUUUCCCCCCCCCAAAUAUAGUCUGGCCCCCACAAGGUCUGAGGGACAGUGGACCAGCCUCCUGCAGAAAAAAGUUUGCUGACCCCUGCUUUAGACUUUCUGCCCAGUUAUGAAGCUACUAUCUCCUCUUCAGACCCUUUCACAUCCCUGGUUUCAUCUUCAAUCCCGUCCCCAUGCCUCCUACUCCCAGACUUUCGUCAUCCCAUUUUGCACUCCUCAUUUUCACUUCCAUUCCCUGUUUUCCUCCCCCUUACUUUUCUCAACUCUCCUUUGCACAUAGAUCACCCCUGGGCUCAUGCCUGCUCUUAUCUAUUCUGCAGCCGCCUCUGUGCACACACAACCCAUUCUAAUAUAUGUUACUGUAACUGUAGCCUGCUGGUUAGUUUCUUCAGUUGGAGAAGGUUGAGUUCAGUUGAUGGAUGCUGUAUGUGCAUGUAUGGGUGUUUGCUUGCUAAUAAAACAUUUCUUCUAAAUUGCUACGUUGAAUCUGGAACUUCAUGUUGAAGACAACACAUGGUACCAGGAGUGAAAUACAUUGUGUGAAGGUACUAUGGAAUAUUUGAGGGCCCCACAUCCUUUAUUUCUCUGACAUCAGACAAUUGAGGAAUGGAAGAGGGAGAAGCUUGAAACAACCUAUUUUUCCCCUUCCUUUUAGCGUCCCUUCCUUCUCACUGUACUCAAACAACAGAAGAGGUUUGAGUAAAGCAGGGAUGGCGAGACACAGGAGAGUUGUUUUCUUAAACAAAGAAAGGAAGAAACCAGUUUUAACAAGGAUAAAACAGCAGAGAUGGGUGGAACAGAGAGGCUAACGCAGAAAAAGCUAACACAUAAAAGCUAACACAUCAGAGACUUUCCUUUCUCACUUUACUCAAACCUUGUUUAAACCCAGGAUUGUGAUGUGGCACUGCAAAUCCUCCAUUGCAGGCUGCAUGAUAAUAGCCUUACACACAUACACACACACACACAUAUACAUACAUACAGGCAGAUAUUCUUAAUGUGUCCUGGAACUGUGAUAUUGCCUCUUACUUGCCUAGACAGAGAGGUAUGGAUUUUGCAAGGCACAUGGCUUGUAUGCAGCCUACUGUAUCACAUCUAUUGCUCUGCCCAUUUUUUGGCCUCCUAAUGCUGGCAUAUGGAAUGUGGCUCCAGGACUGAAAAAUAUUCCCCCCUCCUGUGCUAAACCUUCUGUGUUUUGUUGCUCCAUCAUUGCAUUGUACACAGCUGAUGCACUCGUUUGGCAGAGACUCUCCUGUUGCAAGCAAUGGCUUCAGCAGCACAGGGGAUCUGACCCAAAGCAAAAGUCCAGAUUCAGGCAGCCAGAGCAAGGCGAGGCAAAGCAGAGCAAAGUUUAGUUCAUCCUUUUCCAACCUCGUGCCUUCCAGAUCUUUUCAGCUACAGUUCCCAUCAGUUGCAGUUAGAACGACCAGCGAUCAGGGAUGAUGGGUGGUGCAGUUGUCCAACGCAUUUGGAAGGUACCAACCUGGGGAAGGUCCUAGUGAGAUGAGGCGAGUGCCAAGAUUCCUUGGUACCUUGGAGAGCUCCAUGCAUGGCUCAAGCUGAAGAACCCAGCUCAAAUGUUGUUUCAGCACCAGCCAACCUCAGACUGAGCCUUAAAUGAGGAGGAGGAGGAGGAAGAUGAUGAUGAUGAUUAUUUAUUAUUAUUUAUACCCCACCCAUCUGGCUGGGUUUCCCCAGCCACUCUAGGCGGCUCCCAACAGAAUAUUAAAAACACAAUAAAACAUCAAACAUUAAAAACUUCCCUAAACAGGGCUGCCUUCAGAUGUCUUCUAAAAGUCAGAUAGUAGUUUAUUUCCUUAAAAUCUGAUGGGAGGGCAUUCCACAAGGCAGGCACCACUACUGAGAAGGCCCUCUGCCUGGUUCCCUGUAACCUCACUUCUCGCAGUGAGGGAACUGCCAGAAGGCCCUUGGAGGUGGACGUCAGUGUCCUAAGUAGCUGCGUCUGCCUUCAGCCAGAGGAGCCGCCUCAGUUAAAAAUUCCCCAGCCUGCUUUAACAGGCAGUGGCUCUGAUGAAGCAGGAGGAUACUGUGGUUCCACUAGGGCUUCUGAGUGGAGGUCAGAGGUGGGGCAACACAAUCUCCUUGGGCUGAAUAGGUUAGUAUGAGCAUCCAGGGUUUGCUCAGAGGACAGCUUCUUCUCUCUCUCUGAAUCCCUGCCCUUAUUCAACCCUGAGAUCAUAACAGAGACUGGAUCAUAGCAGUACAUGCCUACUCCAGAUUGUGUACAGCGAUUGAAGGUCCUGGCUCACCUACCUUAUGUGACAGCCCCCUCAGCUACCCUGUUUAGAAGUCUACUAAGGAGCGACUGCGUUAUUUGACUAAGUUGGAAGAAAGCCAGCAGGGAGCUUGUUGUUUUCCUUAUAGGCCCUUUCCUUUUCUCCCCCUCACUCCAACAUUGUGUAGGUAGAUCCAGACAGAUCUCUGCCGAGUGAUGGAAUUAAUUUUCACCUUUUUUUGUUCUUUUGGCCAUUACCCAUAGCCUCGUUUGCUAUGAAAAGCAAAGGAAGCUGUGUUGAUCCAGGAAAAGCGGAGGAGGGAAAUCAAAAUUCCCACAGUUGGACAUUGAAUGCCUUUAUAGGACCAGUCAAAACAUCACACAGUAACAAGAACAGGCUUUCAAGUUCUCCAAAACUCUUCACUGGGCUGGAUGUUAUAUACAGCAGGAGAGAAGAGGGAGGGAAUUAAAAAAGAUUUCCCCCCCAAAUAGCCUAGACACUGUAGGGUUGUCAUAUUUCAAAAAGUGAAAAGUUUUUGAGGUGUUGUUGUUUUUUUGCAAAGUCAUUGGGCUUUUUCCAGUUUUGGCCAAAGUUGUUGAGCUAUUUUUAAGGAAAUUCACCAAAGUCUACAUUUCCGACAUGGGCUGCCAUACGUCUGGAUUUUCAUGGACAUUUUUAGCAAUUUCCACCCGGACACUGUUUCUGAUGGCUAUGUCUGGGAAAUUCCAGAUGUAUGGCAACCCUACUAUAAGGUCUGUAUCUACUACAUCAGUCUCAAAAUGAAGGUAGCUAGCUUGUUUGGAUACAGUUCCUUCCAAGCAAUCUGUCAGUAGCAGACGGUGUAUUGGGCUGCUGGCGCUUAGCUGACCUCCCAGCAACUGAGGUUUACUUGGAGAGAGAGGCGGCGAGGAAGUUAGUGCAGUGCACAUGCACCAGUGGAGCCAAUGCAGAACUCCUACCAGUAUGUUUGCAUCAUGCUGAUCUCCCCACUGCCUCUCCCUGUACAGAGACUCAGUUGUCAGGAGGUUAGGUGAGCGGUGUCACCGCACGCCACCAGCUGCUACUGCAGUUUGUUUAUUCAUUCUGAUUUCUUUGCACAAAGUUUGUGGGGAGGUUAUGCUUUGUUGGCUUGCUUAUUUGAGCAUUCGUUUUGUUUGUGGGCAGGUUAUAAGACGUCGUGUCAAGCGAUUGCUUUCCCACACUUUCCAGUGCAUUUCCCUGGCACUUUCCUUACCGCAAAAAGUUCGAUUUUUUUUACAGAAGCGGAUUUGUUGCGCAGGAGUGCCAAAUCCACUUCCGUUGCGCAGCCUAACUUUGCCGGUAUGCAACUGAAUCCCACCUGCAAAAUAGCCACAGUCUGGAGGUGCCCUUAGUCUUCCUUAGGUGCUGCUACAAAUUGUAGGUUUUGCCUAUAAUUCUGGGACAAGGAAGCAAUACCUGAACCCCCAUUUUUGGAAACGGUUAUCUAGACCUGUCUCCAGCAUUAAGCAAAACAUGCUAGGCAGAGAGAGAGAGAGAGAGAGAGAGAGAUAGCAAUCUUUAUUUGAGCAAAGAUGGAGAUUAAUUUUAGGUGGUGUUAUAGUUAAAAGAAGAGAGAGAAUCAGCUGAAGUGAUUGAGCAUUUGCCUCAAAAAGUAAAGCUCCUCUUCAGGUGAUAGAAAAUUGCCUUCCUUUACUUGUAGAUUCUGCUUCCAAACAGAGAAAUUUCUCUUCAAGGCACAUAAAAAUCAAAGGAAGCCUUUUUGGGCCCAGUAGGGGAUACGAUUUGCAUGCAUGUUCAGUUCCCAUCAUCUCUGGAUAAGGCUCUUCUCCAAAAGCCUGGAGAGCCUCUGCCCAUUCAUAUACACCAGACUUUCCCAACCUGCCACCUUCCAGGUGUUUUGGACUCUUAUCAAGCCCAGCCAUCACUGCCAACCAUCGGAGAUUAUGGGAGCUGUUGUCCCAAACACCAGGAGGGCGCCAGGUUGGGAGACGCUGGUGUAGACAGUCCGAAGCUAGACAGACCAGGGAUGGGGAACCUGCAGCUUUCCAGUAGUUGCUGGACUCUGACUCCCAUCAUUCCCAGCCACGAUGGCCAGUGAUCCGGACGAAUGGGAUUUGUAGCCUUCUGGGCCACAACUUCCCCAUCCCUGAGAUAGGCCAUGUUUGCACCAUAUAUUUAAAGCGUUAUGCUACCACUUUAAACAUGCAUGGCUUCCCCCAAAGAAUUCUGGGAGCUGCAGUUUGUUAUGGUUGCUGAGAGUUCUUAAGAGACCCCUAUUACCCACCAAAAGCUGUCAAUCCCUCUUCAAAAAAACUCUGGAAACUUGUCGCUCUGCGAUGGGAACAGGUGACUCCCAACAACGCUCAGCACCUUUAAUAAACUACAGCUCCCAGAAUCCUUUGAGGGAAGCUGCAACUGUUCAGAGUGAUAUGGCACUGCUUUAAAUGUAUGGUGUGAAUGUGGCCUUGGUCUAGAGAAGCUUCCUAAAUGCUAUGUAUGUAUAUACAGUAUAAGCAAGUGGAAACAAGGCUGCUAUAGGUAGGAAUAGAGCCUUAUGGUGCUGCAGCAGCGGUUUAGCCUUGAAAGCAGGACGUGCAGGGGAGCAUGCCCGAAAGACGUACAAAACAGAGGAGGAGAGAGGUGGCCUUCUCUUCAUGGCUUCCUCUGCGUCUCUCUCUCACAGGGGUCCUGGCUGGUCCAUGGAGUGCCUGGAUGCCCGAGCACAUGUCCGCCUUUGAGGGCACCUGCGUCGUCAUCCCUUGCCGCUUCAGCUACCCCGACGAGCUGCGCCCGUCGGCCGUGCACGGCAUCUGGUACUUCAACAGCCCUUACCCCAAGAACUACCCGCCUGUGGUCUACAAAUCCCGCACCAACAUUGUCCAUGAGAGCUACUUGGGGCGCACCCGCCUGCUGGGAGAGCUGAACUUCCGCAACUGCACGCUGCAAAUCUCCCGCCUCAGCCCCGAGCUCACCGGCAAAUACUACUUCCGCGGGGACUUGGGAGGAUACAAUCAGUACACGUACCCUGAGCACUGCAACCUGGAGAUCAUCAGUGAGUACCAAGCCAGGCCUGCUCUAAUUCCCUUUUUCUGGGGGAGGGGGACUUUGUGCGCCGUUUUAUUGAACAAAGACUUUACAUCUCUGCCAGACUGUGCUUCUUGUGUGUGCUGACAUGCCUCUGAACCAGCCCAGAGAGAGGCAAGUCAUGCAAGUGAAGGGCCAGGUGCUUCCCCCUCCUCUCCUACACCACUGUCUCCCAGAACCAGGAGGAGAGUGAAAUGGGAGGAGCAGGGGAAGUUGUCAUGCAGGCAUAGUCUCCGGCUGCAUGCAUACAGCCCAUCAGGGGAAGGUACAUAAACCGGUGGAGGAGGAGCUGUCCCUUGUAGCUGCAACUGCUCCAUAGAGCACAGGCCUGAAAAUAUCUGCCUAGAACUAGAUUGGUGUCUAGGUGUGUCAGGAUGCUGUCAGCAGCCCCCAGCUGGUUGCCCAGGAAAGUAUAAAGACAAGGGAAAGUUUCUUACUGUCCUUUUUCAUUUCAGUCUUUACAGAGAGAGGCUAUAGAACCCAGCCUCUUGGAUAAUGGUGUUCUCCCAAGUGAAUCUCCACCCUCUGCCUCUCCCAUUUCCCAUUUCUAUGGGUGCUGCUACGUGCCCUCUGCCUUCAAGCUCUUUGCUCUCCUACUUUUAAGGCUCGCGAGAUGGAGGGUCUGGGAUGCUUUCUAAUGACAACGUGUCACCUGGGUGUUGUUCCGGCUGUCCCGUGAUUUCCCAACUUUUCUCCUCAUCUGCCUCUGAGCUGCAACCUCCCUCAAACCCCUGUUGUCAUUCUAGACUGUCUUCCUCUUCCUCCUCCCUGGAAGGGUCAGGAAGGGGAGGCGGUCUCCACCAUUCCUCCUCUGCCCAGUCCCUGACAGUGUGCAUCCCCCCUGAGUUCUUCAAGGGGAGCACUGAGAUGCGGGAGGAGGAGCUUGUCUGGUUGUAAGCAGGUUGUAAGCAGGAAGGCUCAGAGGAAGCUUGUUAUCUUGAUUUUACUCUUCCGGUAAGUUUCGCCAUUUCUGCAUAUUCCAUAAGUUUUUGUAUCCAUUCUUCCUUUUCUGGGACUACUACUUCUUCUUCUUCCCAUUUUUGGGCAAGUAACAUUCUUGCCGCUGUAGUCACAUACAUAAAUAAAUUUCUGUGCAAUUUAGGUAGUUCUAUCACAGAGCCUAGAACUUGCUGAUCAGAAGGUCGGCGGUUCGAAUCUAGGAGUCUUGGUUGACCACAAACUUGACAUGAGCCAACAGUGUGAUGCGGCAGCUAAAAAAGCCAAUGCAAUUCUGGGCCUCAUCAAUAGGAGUAUAGCAUCUAGAUCAAGGGAAGUAAUAGUGCCACUGUAUUCUGCUCUGGUCAGACCUCACCUGGAGUACUGUGUCCAGUUCUGGGCACCACAGUUCAAGAAGGACACUGACAAACUGGAACGUGUCCAGAGGAGGGCAACCAAAAUGGUCAAAGGCCUGGAAACGAUGCCUUAUGAGGAACGGCUAAGGGCGCUGGGCAUGUUUAGCCUGGAGAAGAGGAGGUUAAGGGGUGAUAUGAUAGCCAUGUUCCAAUAUAUAAAAGGAUGUCACAUAGAGGAGGGAGAAAGGUUGUUUUCUGCUGCUCCAGAGAAGCGGACACGGAGCAAUGGAUCCAAACUACAAGAAAGAAGAUUCCACCUAAACAUUAGGAAGAACUUCCUGACAGUAAGAGCUGUUCGACAGUGGAAUUUGCUGCCAAGGAGUGUGGUGGAGUCUCCUUCUUUGGAGGUCUUUAAGCAGAGGCUUGACAACCAUAUGUCAGGAGUGUUCUGAUGGUGUUUCCUGCUUGGCAGGGGGUUGGACUCGAUGGCCCUUGUGGUCUCUUCCAACUCUAUGAUUCUAUGAUUCUAUGAAUCCCCACGAUAGGGUGAGCUCCCGCUGCUUGGUCCCUGCUCCUGCCAACCUAGCAAUUUGAAAGCACAUCGAAGUGCAAGUAGAUAAAUAAGUACCACUCUGGCAGGAAGGUAAACGGUCUUUCCAUGCGCUGCUCUGGUUUGCCAGAAGCGACUUAGUCAUGCUGGCCACAUGACCCAGAAGCUGUACGCUGGCUCCCUCGGCCAAUAAAGCAAGAUGAGUGCCGCAACCGCAGAGUCGGCCACGACUGGACCUAAUGGUCAGGGGUCCCUUUACCUUUACCUAUCACUAUAAUUCCCAAGAGAAAGGCUUCUGUUUUUGUUUGUUUUUUACAAAUGUUCUUUUAAACAUCCUUUUCACUUCACUGUAUGUCAUUUCCCAUUGGUGUCUCUUUUCAACCCCCCACAGACAAACCCACCAUUGUGAGCCCCCCAGAAGUGGUGGAAGGGACUGAGGUGGAGCUGCGCUGUGUGGUGCCGGAUAACUGCCCUGACAUGAAGCCCAUCAUCACGUGGAUGAACCACGAGAACCUGGCUGAGCACUCAGUCUACGCACAGGUGGAAGAGGAAGGCGGCACCUGGUCCCUCGUCUCCCUGCUCAAAUUCAUGCCGUCGCGCGAGAACCACGGGCACGAGCUGGGCUGCAAAGUCACCUACUCCAACACCACUUUUGAGUUUGAUGGGUUUACUUCCUUGGAUGUCAAAUGUGAGUCGGGGUUCCUAAGCGGCUGUCGCUUCGUGACUCGAUACGUUCAUCUCCCUAGGUCUCAAGGUGGAGAACAGGCCUGUUCUUUUUAUCCUCACAGCAACCAGGGCCGGCCCACCUAUGAGGCAAGGGGAAACGACUGCCUCAGGCGGCAGCAUCCACAGGGGCAGCAGAUCCGGCCUUCGAGGAACGCAUUGCCCGCUGUUGCUACCACUGCUGUGCUAAACAGUGGUCUCUUUUGUUGCACUCCUUGGAGGCCGGAUCUGCUGCCAUCUUGGCAGCUCCCUGCAAUGACACCUCUGCAACUGCUUCUUGGCAAAGAGGAGGUGGUGGUGGUCUCCCGCCACCCUUGUUUCCAAUGUAGAUCUUCAUUCUGCUUUUGUUCCUGAUGUAGAUCUUCACUCACCCGUUCUUCCCUAGCCUGGGGGCGGGGACACCAUUUUGUGCUUUCUUUAGGCGCAAAAAAGUUUUGGCUGGCCCUAACAACAACCCUGUGAGGUAGGCUACACUGUGAGAUACUAGCUGGCCCAAGGUCACCCAGUGGGCUUUGGGGAGGUGGGGGGGGGUUUGAACCCAGGUCUAAUAGGCCCCAGUUGGCACUAUAACUGCUACAACACAUGGGCUCUCACCACAUUUUGCCUCUGGAGGAUCUCUGGAACCAGGGAUGUUUGCUCAGUGAACAUCAAGUCCCCAUGUUCUGCAAUGAGGGAGGGCCUGUUGGGUUGCUUCUACACUGGGAGUCUUUAAUGUCCUUCGAAGCCCAUAAACCAACCUUGGUAGACCCACACCGUAGAUGGAAAGCACAUCCAAUGCACAUGACUUUCCCCAGAUAAUCCUGGGAACUGUAGUUCGCUCAGGGUGCUGGGAAUUGCCAUCCAGGGAUGGGAAAACUACCAUUCCCAUGAAUCAUUGGGGGAAGUCGUGUGCUUUAAAUACAUGGUGUAGAUAGCCAUGGUUACUGCACGGAGAAACCAGAGCAUCUCCCUGAGGCUGAUCUCUUUUUGGCUUGCUUCCACAGACCCGCCCCGGAUUCUGCAGGCAAACUCCUCCGUGGAGGUCAUUCAGGGCUCGCACGUGGUGCUGGUGUGCUCCGUGGACAGCAGCCCCAUGGCCUUGAUCUCGUGGCUCCGAGAAGACGAAAUUCUGCACGAGGACAUGGCGGGAAGCCUCACGCUCCAUCUGGACAACAUCACCCACCUGCAGGACGGCAUCUAUACUUGCGCGGCUGAGAACAUUUAUGGCAAGGACAACCAUUCCCUGGCCUUGGCUGUGCUGUGUAAGUAGCCAGUCCUGAAGCCCUGAGGCCAAUUCAGGGGCGGGAGGAGAAGCCUGCACUGCAGUGUAACCCCAAACUUUGCAGCAGGAAAUGAGAUGCUCGCUUUCAGGCAUCUGGACCUCAAUUCUUUUAUUUAUUCCGAAUGUUUCUAUACCACUUCUCCACAAUGAAAAAAAAGCAGUUGAUGUAUUACAGUAUUUUAAUAUUCUUUUGGAAACCGCCCAGAGUGGCUGGGGAAACCCAGCCAGAUGGGCGGGGUAUAAAUAAUAAAUUAUUAUUAUUAUUAUUAUUAUUAUUAUUAUUAUUAGGGGUUUUCAGAACACAUGCACACCAAACUUCAUUAACUGCCAUAUAUAUAGCUAAAUAUAAUUAUUUUAUAAAAUAGCAAAAUACAUAUGAUAAAUACAUUAUAGUUGUAAUAUACUGUAUUUUUCUGUCUAUAAGACGCCCCCAUGUAUAAGACACCCCCUAUUUUGGGGGACUCAGAUUUAAGAAAAUGGGGGGAGAUGGCCCAGAGUAUUAGACACCCCCUAAUUUUUGACAUUAUUUUUUAGGGGGGAAACCUAGUCUUAUACACAGGAAAAUACGGCACUUAAUAUUUUUACUAUGUGUUCCUUUGAUGGAAAAGACGGCUUUUGGUGUUUCCCCCUCCCAGAUGCCCCUUGGAAGCCUGUGGUGAACGCCUCUGUGGUGGCCGUUGAGGGAGAGCCGGUCACCAUCCUGUGCAGCUCACAAAGCAACCCUGAGCCCAUGAUCACCAUCUUCAAGGACAAGAAGCCCAUGGCCAUGGGCGUCUACCAGAACCAAGUGGCUCUGGAGUUUGAGUCUGUGACGCACGAGGACGACGGGGAAUACUGGUGCACGGCAGAGAACCAGUUUGGCCAGCGCAGCACUGCCUUCAACCUCACCGUUGAAUGUGAGCACUCGCCUGGGGCCCCCAGAAACUCUUGUGGGACAUAAAUGUGUUUUGGGUGGUAUCCAACUGUGGCAUCUCAUUUGCUCAGUGGACUUCUGCUCUUGCAAGCAGAAUUAUUCAUUCCACUCUCCUGCCUCGCCCCAUAUCAGCCCCCAAGCCUCAGCUGCCUCAUUCUGCCUAGCUGUAGGGCCACCACCAUAUUCUGGUCUGAUGUCAGCAGCUCUGACCAAGUUCUUCUGGGAGCUCACAUCUGUCAACCUCUGGCUCGGAGGUCUCCCAGUCUCUAGUAGCAGUUUCAGAGCCUUGAUGCUGGUCUAGUUCCCUGUCCAAUGCCUUUGCUGGAGACUCUGCAGUCUCUGACUCCUGAGUCUUGACUGCAGGUGGUCAUUACAGCUGGCCCAUUACCAAAGCAUGUCUGUGCCACCAUAGGACAGCCCCUGGUGUUCUGACACAGGCUUUUGCUUGUGGGCCCCCCACCCAUCCAAAAGAGCAUGUGCAGUCCGGCAAAAUAACGGGACUAAUCUGCUGUUGCACCUCCACCUCUUUCACAAGGACAUAAGAAGUGCCUGCUGGGCCAAACCAGUGGCCCAUCUAGUCCAGUGUCCUGUUCUCACAGUGGCCAAGCAGAUGCUUAUGGGAAUUCUGCAAGCAGGACUCCAGCACAAGAGCACUCCUCCCUCUUGCAGUUUCCAGUAUUCAGAAGCAAGGCUGCCUCCAACACAUAGCUGUCAACUUACAGAUUUGAAAAUAAGGGACCAGCAGCCUCGAAAAUAAGGGAUCAGCAGCAAAAAUAAGGGAUUUUGCUAUUGAAAAGAGUUACGUACAUUGUUGGAUUGACAGAUGCUGUCAAUCCGGCAUGAAGCGCUGCCUUUCUGCAUCCCUCCCCAUCCCCUCCUCUUCCUCCUCCCUCAGGCCGCCUCCUCAGCUGCUGCCUCCGGGCUCGCGGGCGGCAUGGGCAAGAGUGUCUCUCCUCCCCCCCCCUCUCUUGGGCGGGGAAGGGCCGAUGGAACGCCUCACACCAGGACGACGGCGCCAGCGCUCACUCUCGCGCGCGGUGGAGGACCCCGAGCUGCUGCUUCCCUCCCAAGCCGGGCGAGCAUGAAACCCGGGAAAUUUAAGGGACAUCAUCAAUAAGGGACAGCAGCGGGACACGGCGCUGGGAUAAGGGAGUUUCCCACCAAAUAAGGGACGGUUGACAGCUAUGCUCCAACAGUGAAGGCAGAGCUUAGCCAUCAUGAUUAGUAGCUAUUGAUAGCUUUCUCUUCCAGUCCUCUUUUAAAGCCAUCCAAUUGGGUGGCAAUUGCUGUCUCCUGUGGGAGUAGGUUCCGUAGAUUAACAAUUCACUGUGUGAAGAAGCAUUCUCUCUCUCUCUCUCUGUCUCUCUCUCUCUCUCUGCAGUUGCUCCCCUUAUCCUUUCGGACUCCAAGUGCACAGCUGCCCGGGACACUGUGAAGUGCAUCUGUGCGGCCAAAUCCAACCCGGAGGCUGUGAUCACCUUUGAGCUCCCCACGCGCAACGUGACAGUGAACGAGACCGACCGGGAGUUUGUGUACUCGCAGAAGACCGGCUACAUUGUCACCAGCAUCCUGACCUUGCAGAGGGAGGUGGACUCCCAGCUUUACAUCGUCUGCUCAGCCAGGAACUUCUACGGCACCAGGAACCAGCAGCUGCAGUUCCACCACUCCAGUGAGGGCCCUUCCAGGCAACUGCCCCACCUUGGUCCCUACAGCUCUCACGAGGCUCAUACCAGUCUUGUCCAGGGGUGGCGCUGUGGAAAUGGAUUUAGACACCAGGAGGGGACCUUUUGUUUAGUUAUUGUCCUUCCUUGCUCACGUGAUUAAGAUCAGCAGAAUACCAUCCUUUGCAAUUUAAACUUGGAAGCAAAGACAAGAUUGAUUUAACCUUCUAGAAACAAUAAUCCAGGAUGCUUUAAGGCAGACUGGAUUUUCCCUCAUAUUAUCCCUUUUCACCCACUUAAAAACAACCAUCACACACUUCUAGCUGCUGGGUGACUCAGCCAGUAGAGCAUGAGACUCUUCAUCUCAUGGUUGUGGGUUCAAGCCCAACGUUGGGCAAAAGAUUCCUGCAUUGCCGGGGGCUGGGCUGGAUGAGUCCGGUGGUCCCUUGCAACACUACAGUUCUAUGAUUCCACAUAGCUUUUGUGAAGAAGUAAAAGUAGUAUUUACUUACAUAAUCUAGGUCUUGAAGCAGCAAUUGCAGUAGCAAAAUGAAGGCAGGUUUAUAACUAGUAUCUAAGUUACAAAAGUACAAAAUGUAAGUUCAAAAAUGGUGCCUGAGCUGCAGAGCUCAGAUAUGCACGUGUGGUCAGCUUGGAGGCAUGGUGAAAGAAGAGAGAUGCGCCCAGGCAGGAUGGAAGUACCAUAUUUUUCGCUCUAUAAGACGCACUUUUUCCCUCCUAAAAAGUAAGGGGAAAUGUGUGUGCGUCUUAUGGAGUGAAUGCAGGCUACGCAGCUAUCCCAGAAGCCAGAACAGCAACAAUCCCUCUUGCUGUUCUGGCUUUUGGGAUAGCUGCGCCAAGUCUCCUCAGGGCAGCAGGAGGAACGUUCCCCCUGCCCUGAAGAGGCUUUGCAUUGUUUUCGCAGAAGCCAGAACAGCAAGAGGGAUCGCUGCGCAGUGAAAGCAGCAAUCCCUCUUGCUGUUCUGGCUUCUGGGAUUCAGACUAUUUUUUUUCUUGUUUUCCUUCUCCAAAAACUAGGUGCGUCUUAUGGUCUGGUGCAUCUUAUAGAGUGCAAAAUACGGUAUGUAGCGUUUCAGAUUCCUGCCAAGGCAGACAAAGGAAGUGAUCUCACAGAGUUCUCUAGCCAAUUUCACAAGUAGCUCUGUGAGAUUCAGCCCCUCCAUGCGUCUAUACGGCGAAACAUGAAUUGUUUGCUUGUCUGCAAUAAUGUCCCGCAGGUUCCACACAUUUCAGCCAAGCAGAAGGGGGCAAAGCAGGGCCAGGGAGGGGCGUAGCCUUGGGAGGUAGGUGACGACUGAGGAAGAGGUUAUAGCCUGUGGCGGGGGGUGGGGGGAGUUAGUCCUAAGGACCAUCUAGAGAGGCCUAGAGGGCUGCAUUUGCCCCUGCUCUGCUGAGACCAGAGCAGUAUCUUGCUAAUCCUGUGCAUUUCUCUCUCUUUUUUUAAUUUUCCAGAUAGUCUGAUGUGGGCAAAAGUGGGGCCUGUUGGAGCGGUGGUAGCCUUUGCCAUCCUCAUAGCGGUCGUGUGUUAUGUCAGCCAGACCAGGAAAAAGUAAGUUUUUUUGUGGUGGGGGUGAACUCAAGCCCUCCCUCCUUCAUAUCGCCUCAUUUUCUUCCUGUAAGAAAUCCAGAUCCAAAUUCGAAUCUGGGAAAACAUCACCAGAACCAGGGCCUUGUUUCCCCUGUUUUGCACCAAACACAGAAAACACACUCCCUCCCUCCCUCACUGCAGCCAUGCUCCUGGAGCCAAUGGCUACAAAAUCAGCCAAUGACCGUUUGACCAUAGGAACCUAGAAAUCUGCUUUAUAUUGUGUUCAUCUAGCUUAGCAUUGUUUACUCUGACUGGCAGGGACUCUCUAGGGCACGGGUGUCAAACACAAGGCCCGCGGGCCGAAUCCGGCCUGCCAGACCUCGUCAUGUGGCCCGUGUAGCCGCCAGCCCGGCCUGCCCGCUUCCCCCUGCGAGGCGGCGCGCUGUGGGCGGGGAUGGGGGGCUGGAAGGCGGGCGGUGGAGAAAGCGAAGGCGCUCCCUUCCCCCGCCAUUACUCGGCCGGCCUGAGAGAAAAUUUCUGAGGCGGCGGCGGCCUUCGUCCAGGGUCGGGGGGCCAUGGCGGAACUUUGCCCUCCCGGUGGCCUGGAGCAUCUGGAGCUGGGGCGGCUGCGGGACCCGCCGGGCAGCAGUGGCGGUGGCGGAGUCGUCGUCGGCGCUUCUUCUCCUUCUCCUCCUCCUUCGUCUUGCUCGCCGUCACCGCCGCUCUCGUCUUGCUCGAGGCAGGCCUGGAGCCGGGACAACCCGGGCUUCGAGCCCGAGGAGGAGGCGGGCGAAGCGGCCAGGGUGGCUGGCGGGAGCGUGGCGGCGGGGCCCGUGCUGCAGAUGGGCGUGGUGGAGUGGGGCCGAGGAGGGGCGCCUUCGCCCUCGGAGCCCGACACCCGACGCUCGGGAGGGCCCGCCGAGAGCGGGAGGCAGCGGAGGCGCAGGCGGCACGGCGAAAAGGAGGAAGGCGGAGGGGAAGGCAAAGGCCAGCGGCCUUGCUCCGCCGGAGGCGCCCUGACGCCGACGCCGUGUUUCCCUCACGAGGAGACGGGCGAGGAGGUCGCCGAGCAGCCGCUGCCUCACCUGGGCCAAAGGGAUGGCGCACCACCUGCAAGGUGAGUCACCGCUCGGCCGGGCCCUUCCGUCGCCCUUCCCGGCUCACAUCUCUCCUGUUUCACCUUAUUACUUUUAUGUUACUCGGGAGUCUUCUGCUCUGAAGACAGAUGCAGAUAAUCCGUUCAGCUCCUCUGCAAUCUCCUUUCCCACCUUUAGCACACCUUUGAUUCCCUUGUUGGCCAAAGGCUCUACCACAGACAUGUCCAAAGUCCAUUUCGGGGGCCUAAUCCGGCCCCUUCGACAGUUUAUGGGGUAAAAUCCUCAAAAAACCCCUCAACAACUUCAACCCUAAAAAAAAAAAAAGCUCAACAAUUUCAAUCCUAAAAAAAGCGCAACAACUAUGGUUGGCCCUCACGGCCCUUCACUUCAUCAAAUCUGGCCCUCCUUGAAAAACGUUUGGGCACCACUGCUCUAGGGUUUCAGACAGGGAGCCUUCUCCACUGUCCUGGGAGAUGCUGUGGGACCUUCUAAAUGCUCCACCACUGAGCGAUGGCCCUUCCAUAAGGCCUCCGAAGGCACCUGCAUCCUACAGAGGCUGCUGCUCCUCUUGCACAAGUGAGAAUGCUCCAGCCAGCAUUGGCUACAGAGCUAUAUAAUAAUAAUAAUAUUUAUUUAUACCCCGCCCUUCCCAGUUCAAAAACCGGGCUCAGGGCGGCUAACAACAAGUUUAAAACACUUGAUUAUAAAAGUAGCAUAAAAUACAGUAUAAAAACAUGAAUAACAAUAAAAUUCAAAAAUCAAUUUAGGGGAAAGAAGCAUUAGAUAAUCCCCAAGGCUAGCUGGCUGAAUUGGUCCUACUUGGGCCAGUGAGGAGGCCAGGAGAGAAUUAGCUGUGGGGUCUCAGAGCUGGUGAUUGUCAUAAAAGGGGAGGGGGAGGGAAGAGAAGGGAAAUAAAAGAUCAGGCUGAAUUCAAAUUAAAGGCCAGGUGGAAUAGCUCUGUCUUACAGGCCCAACGGAAGGAAGUUAAAUCCUGAAGGGCCCUAGUCUCAUGGGACAGAGCAUUCCACUAGGUCGGAGCCAUCACUGAAAAGGCCCUAGCCCUGGUGGAGGAUAGUCUGACUAUAUCCAGGGUGCUGACAGGCCUGGCCCAGCCUGCUGUGAAUCAGUAAGUUUUGCUGCUGCAGGCAGCUUCCGCUGAGCCUUCAGCUCUGACGAGACAGGGCACGUUCUCUCUAUUCAUGGUUUGUGCAAACAGUGGCUUUGCAUGAUCUCCGAGCCCACGACUAAAGUCUCUGCAGAUGUCCUGGGAUGUGUGAAACCGCCAUCACAUCUCAAACACCGCAGGCAGAGGUUUCGCACGCCUUGUGGUUUGCUCCUGCAAGACCAUCCACUGAAUGAAGUUCAUGUAUUGAGCGGCACGUCACUGUUUCGCACAUUCGCCUCUGGAGAGUGGGGCGAGGGGCAAUGUUUGCCACUCAACUUCCAGUAAAACACAUAAGGACGUAAGCACAGCCCUACUGGAUCAGGCCAUUGGCCCAGUUAGUCCAGAACCCUGUUCUCGCAGAGGCCACCCCCAUGGCUGUUGGAAGUUGAGGCGCAGCUCAGCUUGCUCAGAAGGCUCUGCCUGGAGUAAAGGCAGAUAGAGGGUGAAACCUCCAGGUUCCUAAACUGUCUCUGUCUCUUUUAUCUCUCUGCUGACCUGCCUACUGAAGUCAAAGGGAUGUGUGUUAAAUCGCGUCCUCUCAGGGUUCUGAGAGUUGUCAGUAGACCCUCUCAUCACCUCCUAGAACUACAGUUCCCAGAGUGGCCUAACAAGCACUCCCUCUUUCCAAUUCUUUCACAAUUUUUCUCUGGACCUUCAUUGGUCGAGGUCUCCUUGAAUGUCUCUUCUGAGAACAAAGUGGCAAAAAUAAAUUCUCUGUUUCUCCGCCUAGUUAGUUAUCUAGGACUAGAGAACUCCUACCUAUCAAAUAUGUUCUUUCCUUAAUAAAAAAUAAACUUCCUAAGCCUUAACACCUUCCAAUUCAAGUUGUGCUCCAAGCAAGGAUUCAUUUCACUAAUGUCUGCUGUUAUGUUCAAACUCUGGUAUGCUAACACAACUAGGGCUUGCCAAGUCAGACAUCAUGCUAAACCGUCAUUAAGCUUCCUUAACCAUAGCCUGGUGUGUUAUCUGAACUGAGCCCCAAAGUGAGGGAUAUACCUAGGUAAACUUUCCCUAAACCAUGGCUCAGUGAUAGAGCACAUCCUUUGCAUGCAGAAAGUCUCAGGUUCUACUCCCUGCAGGUAAAAGGUAAAGCUAAAGGACCCCUGAACGGUUAAGUCCAGUCAAAGGCAUCUAUGGGGUUGCGGCACUCAUCUCGCUUUCAGGCCGAGGGAGCUGUUGUUUGUCUGCAGACAGCUUUCCAGGUCAUGUGGACUGGAAAGCAUGACUAAACCACUUCUGGCGCAACAGAAAACCAGAGUGCAUGGAAAUGCUGUUUACCUUCUUGCCACAGUGGUACCUAUUUAUCUACUUGCACUGGCGUGCUUUUGAACUGCUAGGUUGGCAGGAGCUGGGACAGAGCAAUGGGAGCUCACCCCAUCAUGGGGAUUGACCUUCCGAUCAGCAAGCCCAAGAGGCUCAGUGGUUUAGACCACAGUGCCGCCUGUAUCCCUUCAUCACCAACUAGGGCUGGGAGAGACUCCAGACUCUGAAACCCUGGAAAUCUGCUCCCAGUUGAGACAGCUGAUUCUGGCUAGAUAAGCCAAUGGUCUGAAUCAGUAUAUGGGAGCUUCCUGUGUUCCUAAACUGGAUGUCCCCAGUUUCAUUUGCAUUGCAGCCAAGAAGAUGCUGAGAGUCUCUGUGGCUUCCCAACAAACAAUAUAAUCUAAGAAACAAAUUAGCACUCUUAUUAUACCCUUAGUGGAAUUUUAGAACUCAGUCCACAAUCCAAUUACAUGCAAGUAAUUGGAUUCAAAAUUAUUUCAGUCCCACUGCAAUCAGCGAAUAAUACAAUUUUGAAAACAAAAUAAAACCCAAAACUUAAAUUUCCUGCCCAUUGCCCACUGAGGACAAGAUUAUUAAAGAAAUACUGACAAACAGAAGAUAAUUGAGGAUUUGCAAAUAGUAGAAAGAUUGGAUCGUUUAUCCUGGCUGGAGAUGAUUGCCAAAAUAGCUAUCAGGCCUUGAAUAUGGAAGUGCACUUAUCAAAGCUGUCAGAUAAUCCAUUGGUUAAUUAAUGAAUUGUUUACUAAUCACUCUUCAGCUGUGAUUGCAAAUCUGAAACUCAUCAUGCUAAUGAAAGAAGCCACUUGGGAUUCGAACGGAUUUACAUUAUAUAGCCUGGUUCCAAAAUAAUAAUAAUAAUUUAUUAUUUAUAUGUUGUCCAUCUGACUGAGUUGCCCCAAAAUGGAGGUGUUGGUUGGAAACAUGGACAGAGUUUAACGUUAUAAGUCUUUCUCACUUCCUUAUUUUAUUCUUAUUCCCAGGAAAAGUAUGAAUGAAAGUUCGAGUUUCAUGCAAACAGAAAACCCUCCUGUCGCCUACAGCGGAGACUACAGGACUCCUGGCCAUCUGGAGAAAUCAGAGGUACUGAUAAGAGGGAGGGCGAUGGGGGUGUCCCAUGUCCCCUUUUGGAAGAAGUAUGCCUCUGCUGGGCAUCUCAGGUGGGGAAAGUGCUGCUGUGAUCUCGCCCGGCUUGUGGGCUUUCCUUUUUCGUAGAAUUGUAGAGCUGGAAGGGGCCACGAGGGUCAUCUAGACCAACCCCCUGCAAUGCAGGAAUACCGUAUUUUUCGCUCCAUUAGACGCACUUUUUUCCUCCUAAAAAGUAAGGGGAAAUGUGAGUGCAUCUCAUGGAGCGAAUGGCGCUGCGCAGAGGGGUCUCCUUCUGUUCCUUCUCCAGCUUUGCUGAAGGGGCGCUGCGCCUUCUCCCUCUCUGCGCAGUGCCUCUCCUGUGAAGGAGAGGCGCUGCGCAGAGAGAGAGAACUGCGCAGUGCCCCUUCAGCGACGCGCCUGUCCUGGAAGCUGGAGGAGGAACCGAAGGGACUCCUUCUGUUCCUUCUCCAGCUUCGCUGAAGGGGCGCUGAGCAGUUCUUCCUCUCAGAGAGGGAGAACUGCGCAGCGCCCCUUCGGUGACGCGCAGUCCUGGCUUCUGCCUUAGCCGUGAGCAGCCUCUUCGGGCAGGGGGAGCCUUCAUCCCGCUGCCCUGAAGAGGCUUGGCGUGGUUAUCCCAGAAGCCAGAACAGCACACGAUACCCCAGAAGCCAGAUCCCUCUUGCUGUUCUGGUUUCUGGGAUUCAGAAUAUUUUUUUCUUGUUUUCCUCCUCCCAAACCUAGGUGCGCCUUAUGGUCUGGUGUGUCUUUUGGGGCGAAAAAUACGGUAUUUUGCCCAAAGCGGGGCUCAAGCCCACAACCCUGAGAUUAAGAGCCCCGUGCUCUACUGACUGAGCCGUCCCUUCAGUCAAUGAGACACCAUCCCUUGAACAUCUGGUUAGCCACUGCGAGAACCAACCACACAGAGAGACAUUAAGCGAAGGAAGGAAAAUGUGAAUGUUUCUUUCUCCCUCCCUUGUGACCUGGCAAUGGGUAUUUGGAGGAGAGAGAGAAAAAGAAUAGUUUAGGAAAAAGCCUCGUUCGGAUUGCCAGAAAAGAUUGGCGGUGCGGAACCAUAGCUGCAUGCAGAAGCAAAAAUGAGCAAACAUCCUCUUUUUUACUUGUAACACCUUUUGAGUUGUUCAUGUGAGAGCGGGUGCAGGUUAUUUCCUACAACAGAAUCUUGCCAUUUUUCAAUAAAAUGGGGGAAAGUAGGAACCUGGGGAGGGACUGUGAGUCAACACGAAGCAACUCAGCUUGUAAAAAUGGAGGCAAUCAAUUUUUAAUCAAAGCAGACAGGUGGGAGCCGGCCCACAAGGGUCAUCCAGUCCAACCCCUUGCAAUGCACAACUCUUUUUCCAGUGUGGCCCUAAGAUUUUGAACCUUGUGCUCUACUGACUAUCCCUGGGAAGAAAGAUUGCUUGUUAGGCCGCUCUGGAAGCUGCAGUUCUAGGAAGGGGAAUAGAGGGUCUCUUGAUGACUCUCAGCACCCUUAACAAACUACAGCUCCCAGAAUCCUUAACAAACUACAGCUCCCAGAAUCCUUUGGGAGGGGGAAGCCAUGGAUGUUUAAGGUGGUAUCACAGUGCUUCAAACGGAGGGUGUGAACGUCCCCAAACUGUGCCCCACGGCUCAGAUCUGCCUAUCUCCCAAGAUGGGGCCCCAAACUCAGCUAUCUCACCUUGCUUCAUGGCAGGGCUGAUUCUAGGGUUAGCCUUCCUCAGUCAGGUCACUAGUGACUGCUGUUCCUUUUCUAAUAAGGAGAUCUGCUCCCUGGAGAGCCACUGACCUGGGCAGGUAAGUAUGGACCUCUCCAUCCAUGUGCAUAACACCGUCCUUUUUGUGUAUAUGGCACCCGGGCCUUAGAAAAGAGAAUUGUCCCGGUUUGGACUGAAUGGGGGUGGGGUGGAUGGAAGUGGUUCUGGUCAAUGCUGCCGCCCCCAGGCAGCUGCAGUUUCUGAUCAGAUCAGACAAGGCAGGGUUGAUGUCAGUCAAUUCUGGUGUCUGUUCUAACAGAGGGUGCUUUCAGGUGCAUGACGCUUACAUCGCUUUUAUGUCUUGCAUUUCCUAUGUGCAUCAAUUGGCGUCAGUAUCUACCGCUAGUGACUGGUGCCCUGUGGUAGGAGGCAGGGAGGCCAACAGUAGGUGGCGCCAGAGAGCCAAUGAGACAGGAGGGCUGCCUGAAGGCAGGGUGAGGUUGGUGAGGCAGUGCCCCCAUUUGCCCAAUUGAACCAGCCUCCUAAUAUACCUCCAUUGACUAAGGGGAAGGCCAAUUUGUGUGGAUGGCUUUUAAAAAGGAAACACAGACCCUCCAAGCGUCCCUAUUUUCCAGGGACAGUCCUGGAUUUGCAGAAGCCGUCUCGGUUUCUGAUUGAUCCUGGAAUGUCCCGCUUUCCUCACGAGGUCCCUAUUUUCAUUGGAGAAAUGUUGGGGGGUAUGGAGUCAUGUGACCCCUGAGCCAAGGAGAUAAGUAACUAUACAACCUUUAGAAGACAUUUGAAGGCUGCCCUAUAUAGGGAAGUUUUUUUUAAUGUUUAAUGUUUUAUUAUGUUUUUAUAUAUGUUGGAAGCCGCCCAGAGUGGCUGGGGCAACCCAGUCAGAUGGGUGGAGAAUUAUUAUUAUUAUUAUUAUUAUUACUAUUAUUAUUAUUGAAUAGGACAUCCCUAUUUUUAUCGGAGAAAUGUGGAAGGAUAUGUGCAUGUUGUGGCUUAAUCUAGGUCAGAUCUUUGCUGGAAGGGGGUCUUUAUGUCAUUGAAAUUCUACUCAGUAUUGAUCCAGAGCAGAAUUCCAACGUAUAGUUAGCAGAGUAAAACUUAAACACGUUGCAGGAUUCCCCAAAAAUAGACCAGAGGCUACUGUAUUUCAUCCAGCAGAGCUUUACUGCUGCUGAAGGCAAAUGAGCAUAAUGGUCACAAAUCCAAAACAUUCAGGAUUGGCACUGUCCAUAAGAAAUCCAGUUGCAGCAGACUUAACUUAAACUUACAGUAACUUAUAAUAAGUCUACCUUAAAACUAAGCAUACUAUGUACAGAGCACCACACCGGAAGGAAAAGAGAUAGAAAGGGAAAGGGAAACCCAGGAUCCCUCUGGCCUUACUUUUAUAGUCAGCAUGACCUUGACAGAAACAGAUAACAGAACCAGUUUAAGCCAGCUGCACUCAGCUUCUCUGAAGGAAAAACCCAAAUACAGUGGUACCUCGUGUUAUGGACUUGAUCCGUUCCGGAGGCCCAUCCGUAAUGUGAAAAGCCUGCAACUUGAAGUGCUGCGUCUGUGCAGGCGUGGCGCAAUUUGGCGCUUCUGCACAUGCGCAAAGCGUGAUUUAGUGCGUCUGCCCAUGUGCGAGUGGUGAAACCUGGAAGUAACCCAUUCCGGUACUUCUGGGUUGCCGUGGGAUGCAAGACGAAAACACGCAACCUGAAGCGGACGUAACAUGAGCUAUGUCUGUAUCAUGAACCUUCUGCUUGCUUCUUUCACACAGAGAAGCUCCCAGAACCCUCUUGAAUUAAUUAGAAUAGGAAAGAUAUCUACACAUCAGAUCAAUACUUUCUGUACUAAGAAAUGCAAACUGAGAUUUAACCCUUGGCCCUGUUGCAGUCCUGAUCUGGAUUGGCACGUCCCAUGCCUGCCUCUUUAAAAAGUCAGUGAUUCCAUGUCUCGUUUCGCUCAAAAAGUGUCUUUCUGAUUUGAAAACGGCCCUCUGCCUUGGCCUGUCCUGCGCGAACAGCUUCCACGUGUGUGCAUGCAUCAUGGAAAGUCCUUGAGCCGCUUUUAAUGUCGCUUGUGGAAACGCACCGGAUCGUUUGUGUCAAAGCUGUGUGUUUCCUUGAGUGUGCCUCUGCAAUGGCUUCCCCCAGGGUCUGUGUGUCUGUCCCUCCCAGGCACUGUUAGGCCUUUCCCUGCCCUUGCUUGCUUCUGUGACAUGUAAACUUGUGGUGAAGACAAUAUGGGAUAUCUGUUUUCAGCGGAAGGGCCCAAUCCUGAAACAUAAGAAGUUCAUAAGAAACAGGAACAAAGUGCCUCUGAACAGGUGCAGAGUGCAUUUGGGCACCACCGAGUAACUGCAGCACUUUGGUUUUCACGUCACAUGGUAGGGAUUCCAGAUAGGCUUGAUCUGCAGCACAUCCGUCGACCCUUGUAGCUUAAAAUACUGCUUGGGUAAAUGGGUUGGUUGAAACCAACCACAUAUACUGAACCAAGCCAUUGGUCUAUUUACCUGGGGGACCAGUGGACCCUCGGGAUGUUGCUGCAUUACACCUCCCAUCAUCUCCUGACCAUUGGUUCCCACUGCCUGGGUAUUAUGGGAGUCAGAGUCCAGCAAUAUCUGGAGAGCCACAGGCAGGGGUCAGCAAAGUUUUUCAAGCAGGGGGCCGGUCCACUGUCCCUCGGAACUUGUGGGGGGCCGGACUAUAUAUAUUUUUUAAAAAAUAUGCCCCACAAAUAACCCAGAGAUGCAUUUUAAAUAAAAGCACACAUUCUACGCAUGUAAAACACCAGGCAGCCCCCCACAAAUAACCCAGAGAUGCAUUUCAAAUAAAAGGACACAUUGGGCGAUUGGGCCGGAUCCGGCCCCCGGGCCUUAGUUUGCAUACCCAUGGCCACAGGUUUCCCCAUCCUUGUCGUAAGAGAACGAAUGUGUUUGUGUUGUCUUCCAAAUAGCGAGUCUUCAGGAUUUAAGCCCCCGCAGCAGUGAGUUCCGCAAAUCCGAGGUGUGAUCUGGGGGGAGCCUUCAACCUGGUCUUCUCUCUCCCGCUCCUGCAGUAUGGGCGCUGCGACAAACGGCUCUUGAACAAGGACCUGGGCAUUGACUACGCCAACAUAGACUUCACCAAACUAUCCACGAAGGACAGCUACACCCUGACGGAGGAGCUGGCUGAGUACGCUGAGAUCCGAGUCAAGUGAGCCCUUUCCCCAGCCACCGCGGCAGGCAGCUCCCAUGGACCGCCACCCGUUGGAACUAUUGUAGUCUAAUGAAACGCCUGGCCACGCCUCUCGGCUUGGGCUUCCUAGUCUUGAGAAGACCCUACCAAUUGGUUUUGAUGUCUUGAUGCUCGCUCUUUAAAUGCUCAUCUGUAUCUCCCUGGGUCCCCUUCCUUCCCCUCUCCAGGGUGCAGAUUAAUCUAAUGCAGAUUAGUCUGUCCACUAGUUUGUUUGUUUUUAAUUCUUUCUUCUUUUUUUGCCACCCAAUCAGGGUGGUUACGAAAUUGUGGGGUGCGGGGAUGACUUUGUUCCACUUUUGCAACGUGCAUGGAUGGUUUGCGGCGGGCUGGUGGUUCUAAUCCAGAACUGGGAAAUAAUUCUGGGUCAGUUCUUAGAUUAACAAAUCUGAAAUAGCCGAGCGAUCUUAGGUAUGCACAGAUCCAAGAGCGGGGGGGUCACCUUUCUGUAUCCCCAGCAAGUGGACCAGAUCCCCUCCAGGGGAGCACUUGGGUCUUGGUCUGGCACAACCAGUGCUGAUGAACACCUGCUGUGGGUCUGACUCAUAGCUCCAAAAUGUCCAUUUCACAUUCCAGAUCCCGCUUUUAGAAAGCACUGAGCUCUUAAUUAAAAAGAACACGGAAGCGCUUAGAGGCUGCGUCUCACUUAGGACCCCUCCUGACUGAUGUUUUCCCUUGGGUUUUUUUGUUUGUUUUUUGUGGGUGUGAUUCUGCAACAUAUCCUUGAUGCAAUAAUAGUGCAUUAGUGGCCGUCCACACACCAUUCCGCUUUAUUGUUCUGCAAUGUUUCCCAAAUUCCACCGCGUUAUUGACACCUGGAGCAGGACACUCUUGCGCUACAGCCCAACAAAAGCAGAACGACAUCAUGAACAAAGCUCAGGACGGUUGCGGUAUAAAAAGUUGCAGCAUUUCAACUGGAAGUUACAGGGCAUGCACCGCUUGGAAACAUAGCAGUGUGUGUCUGCCCCCAAACUUUCGCAGGUGCAAACAGCAUUGAAAGCAAGGUUGUGUGUACCAUCCUGAGCACAAAUCCUCAUGAGUACACAACCAAAAUGACUUAUGGAGGGGCCCUUAUGUAAACAUGUGCUGGCCAGCAGUUCCUUCCCACCCUUGCAGCCUUGGUUUUUAAAAUCCAGGAUCAGAAAGAGAGGCAGGGGUCUGUGUUUGACUGCCGUUGACAUACUUGGCUAAUGCACGUGCAAAACGUUUUCCCCAGUGAUGCUUAAUGUCCUUUUUGCAUAUCUCUCAUCUGUAAAGCAGAAGGUCAGUUGACGAGAAUGUCAACUCUGCUUUUCUGUGCUGCACUAAGGUGCAUUCCAAGCAUCACUCGCGUCCCUUGUGAAAACACAUUACGUUUCACUGAUAAGUAUGUAUGGCUGAAUACAGUGCAACAACAUCUGCCCAGUUCUGCUGCCAUUUGUCUUUGUGGCACUGAAGCUCAGUCUCUGAACUGCAGCCUGCUCAGAAGGCGGAUGUACUGGGCAAAAACCUUCUCUCUAUAAAACGGUGUCCCGAUCUUGAGCAUGUUAGCACCAACAAUGAGCCGGCUGCCUUUGAUUGCAUUGGAAGACAUGAGAGAAGCAUCUUGGACUCUUCAACCCAAUCAACAACGCUAGCUGUAUAUUGCGACCUCCUGAUGUUUAUGUGACUUCAUGUUGAAAACCCUGUUAUUUAGCAAAUUUUCUUUUGGUUAACAGGAGAAGCAGACAUUGUAGUCAGCUGUGUGAGUCAGUUAAAAGAAAGAAACCCCCCCCCAAAAAACCCAGUAUGGUAAUAAUACUGUUAUUAAGAAUAACCAAAAUGCUGCAGGUUCGUCGUGAGCAAGCUUGAGAGCUGUUCAGAGCUCUUCAUCAGAUUAUGAAGAAUUUGGGAGGCCUUGAAAGCUUGCUCAUAAGUUUGUAAUGUUUUGGUUUGUCCUAAUGAAACUGUUUCUCAAAUGUGGCUUUGGGAGAAAUAGAGCCUCUCAUAAGCCGGAAGAUGAAUAAAAAUAAUUCAGCAAAUAUUAUUUCUUUUUAAAAUGCAACUCACAAUUUGUGAACUAGUUCUGUAAUAGGUGAGGUGCUAAUAAGUUAUUUUUGAAAGCUUGGGUUUGGCAACUGGGGCCAAAUCUGCUUCUGCAGCCCAUAUCCCUUGCAGAGUUAGGCAUGUCUUAGCCCAGGGAUGGGGAAGAUGUGGCCCAGAGGAAAUUUCCGAACUACAGAUCCCAUUAUCCCUUACCCUUGGCCACGUUGGCUGUGGCUGAUGGGAGCUGGAGUCUGCCAACAUCUGGAGAGGAGAGACAGCUUCCACACCUUGUGUUAACCCAUUGAAAUCACCUGAAAUUCUCGUUUCCACUGAACCUGCUACCUUGAUGAAUGGCCUAACCUGAACCCUAAGUGUCGUCAAGAACCAAGGGCCUUGGUUUUGAAUUGUCCGAUAGCUAACCAGUUGCUAACAUCACAUGCAUAUCUGUAGCUGUAUGAAUGGGGGCCUCUUCUUGUGCAUACAGCAGCUACAGCAAGUAGGGUUGCUGCCCUGCUCCUGAAGUUUUUCAAGUGAUUUCCAUCUCCCGUAUUCCAAGAAAAGAUUCCGCUGCACCUCUUAUCACUCCAGGUCCCAUCCUAUGCAGAAAUGUUUAGCUUUAAGAUCAAGGCUCUGCCCCCAGUCUCCUUUUUCCAGCAUGUUUGUACUGUACAAAAACGUAUUGUAUUUUGCUGAUCAGAUUACUAUCAAAUCACAAAAAAGCUGGGAAUUCAUGAAACACAGCUAAGGUGGACUCCCUCACCGCCUGUUCCAAUGAAAUGACUUUCCACCACAGGCAAAUUAGUGGGGGGGAAGCUGUGGUUCCUGAUUUCUGGUAUAAUAAGCACCAUCCGAUACAGGUUGUUUAUUAGUGAUGGUAUUUAAAGCAAAGUCGGUGUAAACCAGAGAUACACUCAGAUGAAAGAAACUUGUUUUCCUCCUAGCUUUGUAACCCAGCUAAUGCUUCCUACCACUUCCCACUCCCCCUAACAGCAUUAAUCUCUAACCUUCCAGGAACGAUUAUGGUAUGUUCUAUUUAUUGCAAAGAUACUUUUUUUGGGGGGGAUACUUUUUAUUAGGAAGGGGAGGGUGGGGAGGAUAUGAAACUGGAAUUUAAUAACAUGUUCUAAAGAUGAGCAUAUACACAUUGUGUCAGAAGUAAUUUCCGCUGACCUAAACAGGAGUUACUCCCUUGUUACUAGGGUCUAGUAAGUCUGUUUGUAGGACUGCAGCCUACAACAUGAAAAUAUUCCUUAUACUGAGUGACACAGUGACCAUGUGGCCCUCUAACAAAGCUGUCCAGGAUUUCAAAUGAGGGAUAUUCUGAGCCUGGCCUGGAGAUGCCAGGAUUUGAACCUGGAACCUUCUGCUUGCAAAGCACACCCUUAUGUGAUCAUAAGCAGCAGGCAGGCACACUUUGAGGGGAACGGGGUGUGUGUGUGUGUCCCUUUGCUGAGGAAUGAGGAACCAACUCAAAUAUAUAUAUAUAUAUAUAUAUAUAUAUAUAUAUAUAUAUAUAAAUUUCAAGUCACCCUUUAGUUAUAUACUAGUCCACUUUGUCAGUUUCCCAUACGAGCAAUUUUAGUGUGGUUGUAAAUAGGGGUUAGAUAGUUAGGUUUAAUUUUAAAGGCCACUGUUUGCUCUCUAACUUCAUUAAGUACAUUCCUCCAUAUGUGUGUGUUUGUGUGUGUGUGUGUGUGUGCGUGUGAGACUGAGUGAGAAGUACUCUUGUGUUUCGAAUGAGUGUCGGGCAGAUGUAAAUCUCUAUCACGAUCUCUACGGGCAGUCCAGCCAAGCAAACGAGGAAAGGUCAACCCCACCUAUCAGGUUGGCAAUAUUAAUCUUAAGAAAAAAAUGCUGGGCUUUUGUACAACUUUGGUCCCACAAUACAGCAAGUGUUUAAUGACUUUUAACCCAUCUGACUUUGUACCCUGAAAGAAAUAAAACAGUAUUUUACAAAGCCA